This is a messenger RNA of Xyrichtys novacula (pearly razorfish), 56325 nucleotides long. The record is from the annotation of a GenBank genome assembly. Lineage: Eukaryota; Metazoa; Chordata; Actinopteri; Labriformes; Labridae.
AUGAAGUAAGUGGAUUCUUUUUUUAUGGGUGCAAAUGCACUGAUGCAUGGCUUUCCUGGGGUUGAGUGUGAUGGGAUGUUGAGAUGGUCACUUGAGGAGCAAGGAAGGCAGAAAAGUUUGGAAUUGAACUGUGCAGAAAGUCUCAGCAGCACACAGGGUGUAAGAGCCAAUUUUGGUGUGUUUCUAUGGGUUUGAAGUGGGAUUUAUGUGAAUUCCUUAAAUUCCUGUAUCAACCUCCCUUGUUUUUAAACCUCACAGCAAGAAAACUUUGCCUUGAGUUUCACAGAAAAAGUUUCAAAAAGUGUUUUUCAUUCAUAAAGUAAAGCCUUUUUUUCUGUUGAACAGUUGAAUAUUUCUCCAAAACGCCUCCACUGACAUGGUCCUAAUUGCUUUUUUGUGGCUCUUGCCGUACAAACAGAUUUUCCCCCAAGGCUGUUGAUAGGAGACAUUAAACAUAUGAAAACAUUAAAGAAAAUCAUACUAUAAAAAUUGAAAAUUCAAACCACAGAUGGAAAAAGUGGUGCGUAGACAUGUUGAGUAAACAACUGUAGAGUCCUAAUAAUCCUGCAGCCAGUGGUGCAAUCCUGCAGUGGUGUAAAAUCAUAAACCGGGCCGUAUCCUUGUUGAUUAUACUUCAAACAUCCAUAUGUUUCUUUAUUAGUGCUAUCAGGGAAAUGAAACCCAAGUCCAAUUAAGUAUAUCUUUGCUUGUAUGAGGGUUUGAGUCGCCCAUUUUUUGCUCAGGAUGUCGUAAUUUGGGUCAGGCCUGACUGGAAUGACAAACCCAGAGCGGCCGCAUUGUAACAGGGCUACGUGGGUCCAGCAAGACCUUCUUACUUGCGUUGCCAUGGCGUUCUCCAGCACUGGUAUAGCAACCCGAGUCAGUCCAAACAGUGUUCCUCUCUGUCUUAUGGGCAUUCCUGCCGCAGACAAAAGCAGCCCUCCGGCUCAUUCUUGCUCAAAAUGAGGUGUCCGCUUCAUUUCUUUAGAAUCAACACAUGGUGUGGUCCCAAUGAAAGAGUUGGCGGAGAUUAAACAAGAGGUGGAGAUGAGCUUGAGAAACUCAGCUUUGGUCAGUAGGAAGUCUGAACACAAUGUGGAUUAAGCUGGAGGGCAGCCAGUGAGGGCCAAACUCAUAAAACUACGCAGUUUCUAAAUAGGUCCUGGCAUUUUCCGUCCAAGAUGGCCACUUGGAGGCCCUUUAAAAAGAGGCAUUUUACACAUUCUGCCCUUUUCUCUUGUUAAAUGCUUAGACCACAGACUCCACCACGUGAUCUCUCCUAUAUGUCAAGACCGAGCACAAAGCAGCUUCAUUUCCGUCCAUGUCUUCACAAGCGCUUUGACGAGACUGUUCUCCAUGGAGGAGCCGGAGCAAUAAGGCAUAGAAUUGCGCUGUUAGGGCCCUGAGAAGUCCGCUCCAGGGGGGAGGGAAGAACUCUGAAUGGAGUCGAUUCUCGUCUAUAGGGCACAAGUAAGUGAGAGAGAGGGAGAGAAAGAAGGGUAGGGGGGGAUGAGGACAUACACAAAGAUUCUCACAUUGAGUGGCUGGUUUAUUCUUGUGGGGUACGCACUGACCCCUCACAUGUGGGAUGAACAGAAUGAGGCUUGAUGGGGUCCAGAGGGCCUCCAAAGAAAGGGAGGACGGGAUAAAGAGGGGAGUAGAAGAAAAGAGGAGGGGAGGGAUGCCAGGAGAGAGGCCUGGUGAGGAAACAUCCUUCAUUGCAUCCAGUUGUAGAUGUCAUCGCUCAACAUUUGCACAAGUAGAUCAGGGGAAAAUAAUAAUACAGCUAUACAGAUUGAUACUAGAUCUUUAGAUACAAUAUGAUAUGAUAGGAUAGCAUAUAUUCUAACAGAAUGCAGUAUGUGACAUGUUGGGAUUAGACAUGAUAUGAGAUGAUGAGGCAUAAACAGUAACAAUGAAUUUCCACUGCAUCUGAAAUGGCUCUGAUCUGGAACGGUGGCAAUUUUCGCCAUCCGCCAAUUCCUACUGGAUCCGUUUGUGGCAGCUUAUGGACAGCGGACAUUCACUUGCAAUCGUGAGAUAAUGAGCUGUCUCUAUAAAGACAGCCACAUAACCAUAUAAGCAGUAGAUUGUGUCCCUCCAGAGGAGGAAAUCUACUUCUAGACUCUCAACUUCUGGAAUCAGCAUCUCCUCAUCCAUGGUGUCAUUGGGUUGAAAUGCUGUCUUUGAACCUUUCCCUUGUUCGUCCCCGCCUGUUUGCAUGGGGCGAAAUACGAUCCGCCUGAAACACGCAGUGUUUUAUUUUGAAAAUAAACUGGAUGUUUUAUUUUGUGUCAGUGCCCGACUUCCUUUCCAGCACUGACUAAUCUGUGCUGAAUUUAUCUGGCAUGCUCCAGCAUCCAGAAAAAAUAGAACUCUUGCGAUCAGCUGCGGAUCAGAAUGAGGCCAGUGGAAAUUGACACAUUAACUUGAAUGGAUACGAUCAGCUGCGAUCGGCGGCUACAGCCUUUUCGUAGCCGAUCUGGAUGCAGUGGAAAUUAGAGGGUAAGAUUCAAUAUGAUAAAGAAUGAUACUACGCCAUACAAUAUGAUAGUAUACAUUACAAUGUGUUUCAAUACGAUAUGAUACGUUACAAUCCUACACAGUAUUUUACGACACAGUCUGAUACAAUAUAAUGUAAUGCUGCAAUAUAAUAUUCUUUGAUACAUUAUGAUACAAUGAUAUGCUGUGCUGAGGUUCCACCUUAUGGUUCCCUCAGGAAAAUAUGUCAUAGUUUACCAGAUUUGGUCAAAUACACAGUUUUUUUACCGAUCAAAUAAGUAACAAAAACUGUAAAACUGCAUACAGUUUUUCUAGCUAACACGAUAGUAAUCGGCUUAAGAGAUGGUCUACAGUGACUAGUUACUAAGUCAUAUAAAUUUAUAACUAACUGACAAGUUAAAUGUUAAGAAACGAUCAAAGCACAAAAUGAGCACAGUUUUUUUUUUUUCCAACACAACUGAACCCAGGAUCUAAACACCAGAUCUAAUUAUCUCUGUGCAAAUGAUACCAAGUGGCUUUACCCAGUAUGGCUUAUACUAGCAGAGCUGAAGUUUAUCGACUUUUAUUCUCUCUGGUGGACAAAGAGGACUCAAAUAACCCUCUGACAGUCAGCUGAAGGCAUGUAAAAUCGACCGGUUCAAUCACUCAUAAAUCUAGGGGCCGAAAAUGGUCAAAAUAAUCACAUCUUUGUGGAAUUAGGAUCCAACUCCAGCUUUUCUAGAGAGGAAGACAUGCUCACAAUCACACUUCCUCAUCCUGCCGCUGAAAUCUCACCUUAUCUUUUAUUCAACUGCUGCGAUUUGCAGCGACUGCGAGGGGACCGGCUCCUGAAGCCACUUGGUUAAUAGUCAUGUCUGGAGACACAGACGUUCUCAUGGAGACGUUAAACCAGCAGCUAUCUCAUUAAAGGCGAGGCCGAGACAAUCAAAGCUGUCUGAGCAGCUGAUGUGAGACUGUUGCUCUUGUGUGGGGCUGGACCCCAUUGUCUGAAGGAAACCAUUCCCCUGUGAGCCGCAAAUGCCACUCGUGUGUGGAUACAAUACAAAUGGUUUGAGGAUUGUUUUGGCAUGCAAGCGUGAGUCUACUUCUUAGUUUUCGGAAUAAACUCAAACUUCCACCGUUUAGUUUUGCACCCUGAAAAGAUGCAAAUUUCUCCCCCUGCUUAAAUUUGUACAUAUUUUUUACCCUCCCUGAUGAAAAACAAAUAUCUACAGUAAUUGUGGCCCGCGUCUCUCUGCACUGCUGUUGGUUUGAUCUGGUGUUUGAUCCUCUGAGAGCUAAUGAUAACCCGAGGCUUUCCACUCUAAUCAGUCAACUCAUUAGCUUCCCUUUCAGUCACGCAGCCGCCCACACACACUUAUCCUCAUAUGUACAAACACAAACUGUCUCGGGGCGUGACAGUAGGUGACUUAAAAAGAGAGGGCAAAGGUCACAGAGCUUAAACAUGAGUUGUAUGUAUAUCUUCUAAAAAGGAGUAAAUAUGAAGUAAUCUAAGGGCGGGCUCCAACUUUUAAUUGGCAGCGUCUGAUUUUGAGUUGUUCGGCAUGUACUUCUUCAAGUUUUAUCUCUUUUAAUUCAAUUUUUUGUUACUUUUUUGUCAUUUUGUGGUAUUUUGCAUUAUUCCGUCAUUCUGCGAUUUCUAACAAGAUUCCUCAUUACCUCGUGUUGAUGGCGAACAUUAGUUUAAGAUAAACAGGAAGUGAAAACACAGUCAGCGAUUAAACUGCAACUCCUGAAAAGUACACAUAUUGCAUUAAUGGAGGAUAAUCUUACACAAGUGAGGAAUAGUUUAUAUCUCAGCAUAACUGCACUCUAUAUCAACAUCACUUAUAAAUUUAAAGGAUAGUAAGCACUGGAUCACAAAAUCAACACUUGGAAAGCUUCUCCUACCUCCAAGUCGUGAAUUUCAGACCACACUGUUGUAGCAGUGUAACUUGUAUUUAAAGUAAGUGAAUAAAUCUAAAGGACAAGAUCAUUAAGUACUUUCUAUUGCAAGUAAUUGGUCCCAAAAUGGAGAAACUAGUAUGAAUGGCUUUACGCUGUUGAAAUGGACUUGACAGAAACCUGACAUGCAAACUAAUAACUUUUUAAACCAAUGUUCAAAGAUGGAAUUGAUAGAAAUUAUAUACUGAAAUUGUGUGAUUAAUCUCAAUUAAAAAAAAACAUUUGACAGCCCUCCAAAUUGGAUGGAAAAUUGGAAAAUACAGACACCACCAAACUUCACUGGAUGUUAAUUCCAAGGGCGAAAAAAGACUUAAUUUGACUGUGUUCAUUCGUCAUGUCUGUGCUCAUGACUUUUUCUGUACCAGCAGCAUGUGCAGACUGAAAAUCAGAUGUAAAAUGGACAUGAAACGUCUAUUCUGGAUGCCAGAGAGUUCUGUUAUUAUUGUUGAAUUGAAACAUAUCUAUUUCGUAUUGAAUAACGAUUCAAAAUUCUGUCAUUGUGGCAACUUUACAGCUCCUGUGAAGAACUUUUUUUUUAUUUUUUUUUAUCACAAUUGGUGCCCCAUGUGGACAAAACAGCCUUUGCUUAUCUUGUCUGUUACACUUUUGACAAAAAAUCUCAUCAUUCUGACUCCUGAUGGUUAAAUGGAUCAUUUUUGGUGAUUAUUUUAUGUGCAACUUGAAAAAAAAAAAAAAAGAAAAAAAAAAGGCCUGUUUCUUCAGCUACUCUGCUGACACAGACCCCCUCUCUCUAGUUUCAUGCAUCACAAAGUUCAAUCUUAAAAAGACGAAUGUUGUAACUGGUGGUCCUGUUUGGUUCUGGAUAUCAUGAAAAGGAAUCAAAACUCCUUUUAGGAGCUUUAACCUAGUCUUGAAUACAUUCCCAAAACCAUGAUGUGAUCUCGUGAAGAAUUAAUGUCAGCUUGUCAGGUGUAUUAUAAUAAACCUGCCCUCACUGCUAUACAUGAAUAUAUUUACAUUUUAAAGCUGCAUUGAUUGGUUUUUGUCCACCGAGGGGCAGAAUAAGCCGUAAACCAGAAAGCCUGAAAGUAUGCUGUAAACAAAGGUUGCUGUAUACACGGUUUGGCAGGGAGUGUCAGAAGCUUUCUUACAGACAUUUUUAAAGUUAAUAGAGUAUUAAGUGGCGCUCCUUUAUGCUCUCCUGAAUGUCACCAGCUUUGGUUUUGUGCAGUUAAGUGCUUGGCAGAUUAUUACUUCUUUGGAUGUAUUCGUUUAAAAUCUGUCUAAAAUGAAGUUGGUGUGGAGUAAAGAAGCUGUAACACCAAAAUAAUGAGCCCAGGAGGCUCACCGGCUCUGCAGAACUGAGUCAAAUCCUUGCUGAUUUGUUUCUUGGGUUGCCCUGACCUAAAGUUGAUGCAAAUUAUUGUUUGAAACAGCUUUAAGUGUGCAUGCUUUUUAAAUAAUAAGCAAACUCUGUGCUAUUGUUAAACUCUCCUUUAGUGUGCAGGAAACAAUUCAGGCUUUGGACUGAGAGGCUGUGAUAGUGAGUCCUUAGCAAAUGUCAUUUCAGGGAACAGAGGUCCUGUGGGCACUCCCACUGCUUUGUGUGAAGCACAGGGGAGUGGUGGUGUUUGUAUUUCCUCUAAUGAUCUGAGGGAUGAUCUUGUCUCUCUCAAGCACCUUGUCAUCAGAGUAAAAGAGAGAAACUUAGGGAGGAGAGUUGAACAAAUGGGGCUGCUUCACUUCUAUUUACGAUAAAAAAAAGAGGAACAAGACAUGAAUCUGGAAAAAAGCCUUCAAAAUGAUCUUCUUUGAUAUGAACACUGAAAUAAGGUAUUUCAUUUCUCCUCCUGGCGAUAACAGGUGCAACAGAAAUAAAAACAAGUUACGGUAUCGACUUGGAAAACUUUCAAUCCAGUGCAGAACCUUGCUAAAUGGCACAGAGGUAAAUCCUGAGGGGACUAUUAAAUAACAUACACCCAAUGGGCUGCCAAAGCACCUCCUAAAUGCUGUAAUCUAUUGUCUCAAUCAAUGCAAUUUCCUUCUAUUUAGAGCCACUCUUAGGCUGCUUUUUAGCCAGAGUGGGAGUGGAUUCGACCCAGCAAGGGGGAAUUAUUAGCAACAUUAAAAUCAUUUCCAGAGAAAGGGCUUGAUUCCUGCAGGAUUUGAAGGGAUGGUCGGUUAUAAAAGGUGGGAAAGGGGGGAAGAAAAGAGACACUUACUCACUGUGAUUUGUUAUGAUGUGGUCACUGAUGUUGAAAGGAAAGUGAAAUUGAACGCGAGCUUCAAUGUGGAACACCCUCCUCCAUUUAGCGCCUCCAUUUCAGUCCCGGUGCUAAUUGGAUUGCUAAUGGUGAUGUGCGCGCUGAGGAGACAAACUUCUCUGAUUAGAAAGAUUUGCAUAGCUUGUACUGAAAUUCGAUUGUAUUUUAAGAGCAUUUCAUAGGGAAGAUGUAUAGUGAGCAUGUAUAUAGAAACAGGAAUCCUUUCACAGUGAGCAACGUUCUGAUUCGCAUUACUACAUGUUCACUAUACAUCAACCAGCCGCCUGCUUAAGGCUUGAACAAGGUGACUUUGAAUAUUUAUUCGAAGAUGACUUUGUCAAUUUUAAAUGAUCUACUGCUUAGACUUUUAGAACCAGUCUGAGGUGGAUACUGGCAUGUUUAUAAAAGGGUCAAAGUCCUCACUGAUGAUUGGUUUGAUAUCAUUUUUGUCAUGAGGUUAUUAUGGAGUUGUUUUUGUUGUUCAGAUAUCAUCACUGGUGUCAGGGUUUUGACCAAUCAGAGUCAAGUCUUAAAAACAGCUAAGUAAUUUUUGCCACAGUGUCAACAGGUAACAGCCAGUGUGUUUACAUGCACAGCCUAAUCGGAUUAAGCUCAUAAUUCGUUUUGUCCACCGAAUCGGACUUCUCUCCUUGUCCGUGUACACAUGCAGCUGAGAAAAUUAAAUUACUUAUGUGAAUGUGUCCUCCUCCCCAAAACUAAGGGGCGGUAUGGGUCUUUUCAGCUGCGCUGUUUCCGACCCCAUACAACCGUCAACAACAACAGCAGAUCUGUGCCAGAUGUCAGAAGUGGCUACAACUGCUGCUGGAGAUUUUUCGAGCAAGAAGAUGAAGCAUCGUACAGAGUUGUUUUUGUCGUACAUAAUGUACGCGCUACUUUUUCUGCAUGAGAUGCACGCUACUCCUCUUUGGAAGCAUUGUCUGAUCAUACUCCGACUACGCUGGUAACAUGGUAAAGAAAAUCGAAUUCCAAUCACAUUUUCCCAGUGUCUUAUUCAGAGUUCUCCGACUCCAAUUGGAGUUCUCAAACUCCGAUUAUAGCCGGACGAAGGUGUUUACAUGCACUUCAGUUGUCCGCUCUUAAUCGGAGUAGGGCAAUAAUUCGUUUUUCUUGAGUGUCAUGUAGACGUACUCAGUGAAAUUUGCCAGACUCCUCCUCCCAGAUUACUUUACAGUUAGCUAAUUCAGAGUUAGCUUUAUUAUAUCGUCUCAAAGUCUUUUGUGUUCCUUUAGUUCAACAGGCCAAAAUGUGCUGUGGUUACUCUUCUUGUUAAAAGGCCCCUUUUCACUUAAAAUGGAAAUAAUUUUGUACCGUUUGUACAGCACCUAAUGCCAAAGGGGGUGGCUAAUCCUUUGGUAAAUCUCAGCAGGUUUUAAUCUGGCCCAGUGGAGGGUUUCUGCAUCUUGGCGAUGUCUUCCUGUUCCUCCCUCAAGGCGCCACAAUCUGGAGAAAGUAUGAUUUGGAAAUUUAGGCUCCUCAAACGUACGGGCAAAGGAUUAGCCAGGCCCACGUAAUGGUUGCAAACACCAAUGCUUGGUUUCCCAUCCACCCACCAAUAAGUGAUUAGAAACCAGGAUCAGGAAAGGUUGGGGGAGGUGUUCGCCAAAGCCUCAAGAAGGAAAGUGAUCAGUCGAGAAUGUUUGUCACAGCCGUACCUUUAGUUGUUGAUGAAUUAUACAUUUCACUCCCUAACUUAAAUUUUUAUCCACAUGGAAGUGAGACCAAAGAGUGAGCGAGUCGAGUAGGAAGGGAUCUGGAGAAAGAGAGAGAGGCGAGGGAGACUCAUUAGUCAUAUCCAUUAGUAUUCCAUCCACAGCUUGUGCUGUGAGACAGCCGGUCUGUCCAAACAAACAACCAGCAGAGGGGGGAUGCCUCAUUAUUACUUCCCCCUCUUUUUUCUCACCCGGAGUUCACAUUCCAUCUGACCAUAAACACCAGGGCCAGGGCUGCGGCCUUGCCCUCUGUCUCCGCUGGAGUUUAGGGAUGUAAGCUGGGCUAGCAAAGCAACAUGCUGUUCAGUACAAGUUGGGGGAGAGUACAGUACAAGGUGUCGUCCUGGGAGAGAGGACACGAAAAACACAAUGUCUGAGUCCUCUGAGGUUUUUCCUUCAUUGACGCCCUCCACAGCCUGAUGCAUCGUCUGGUGGAAGAAACGUCCUUCCACCCUUGAGAUGUUCGCUCGUUACAUGCCUGACACCUUCCCUGCCCGGCAGUUUAUCUCAGGAAAUCCCAAUGGUCCCUGAAGGAGGCGCUUAGCUUGAACACCGACCUAAACUGUUGAAUCACGAGAGCCUCCGACGGAGUUUUUAUCAUGAGCUUUGUAAACUUAGCACAUUUCUGCUAUCUAAAAUGUAAAUCAGUGCGUGCUUGCUUUACCCACCUUCUUGUGAAAAUAUUCAUGAGGGUAAGAUUAUAUAAUUAAGAGAGUAUGAGUAACUCUGAUACAUCAAGGCGGUUCGCUGCUGCCUCCCACGUAAGAUGAUGUUUUUUGAUUAAAGAAAUUGUCUCUUUUGAUCAGGCUGUUUGGUUAAUAGACAGAGAGUUGACAUGAAACAAGAUCCCCCAUGAGCUUAAAGAUUCUGAUGUUUUGUUGACCCCCAAACACCCGUCGAUCUUAUAUAAACGAGUCUUUGAGGCUUUGUGAUGGGGCUGAGACAUAAUAGUAGAAGCAACAAAGAAGGUACCGCAUUAAAGAUUGUUUUUGAAGGACUAAUUUUCUCAUGCAAAUGAAGAUUUACAUUCUGACAAACUGAGUAGUCUGAAGGGAAGACAACACUCAGAAGACAGUCAAAAUCUAAUAAAACUUUUUUCAUACAGCUUAAAGGGAUAUUCCGGCGUAAAAUAAUUUACGGUCAAACACACCGCAACACCAAGUUAGACACCACCCUGCGAGAUGAAUGUUGCUGACCGCUUGCUUCUCUAGUUAUACCAACUUUAGUAAUGACCGCACGAUAGCAAUACACAGUGGUCCCAGGGGCCAUAAACAAACCUAAACCAAAAUGCCACUCUAUAGCCACAAAUAAUGCUCAGAACAGCACCUAACUUCAUCAACAGUACAUCCAGGGUCCCAGCCAUAGUACUAGCCACCAAACAUCUUUUUAACUUUGCCUGAUUUCUUUAGCAAAGAGACUAAACACAACUCACCCACUCUCUUCCAGCAGCCGCUUGUUUGUAGCAAGACCUCGAGCCAGUCCAUCACGGACAACAUCUCAAGGAAGAACAUUUAUGAUAAUUUCUUUAUCAUUUCCUUGAGGUAAUAAUAAUCACAGUUGGCUGCUGGAAGAGAGUAGGUGAGUUGUGUUUAGUCUCUUUGCUUAAGAAAAUUAGGCUAAGUUGAACAGAUGUUUGGUGGCUAGUGUUAUGGCUGAGACCCUAUAUGUACUGUGGAUGAAGUUAGGUGCUGUUCUGAGCAUUAUUUGUGGCUACAGAGUGGUGUUUUAGUCAAGCGUGUGGUCUCUGUAUUGCUAUCCUGCGGUUGUUACUAAAGUUGGUAUAACUAGAGAAGCAAGUGGUCAGCAACGUUCAUCUCUUGAAGGGGUGUCUAACUAGGUGUUGCAGUGUGCUUGACCCUAAAUUAAUUUUACGCUGGAAUAUCCCUUUAGCAAGGGACUUAAGAGUCUUGUCGUAAAUAUUGUCAAAUUGGAUGGUCAAGCGCGGCGAAUAUUAGCAGACCUGGUACCCGCACAGAACCAAAGGCUGGUUUCUCUCGCCUGUGCUGGUUACACAUCGCUCUGAUCAAGUAUAUACCACUUCAAUCAGACUUUGUCUUUGUUCUAGAUCAAAAUACUGCCAAACCAUGCUGCAUGAUGAGAUCCCACUCGUCAUCUGUGCUUGUUUACAUCCAGUCCAUGCUGAUAUAAUUUUGACAGGGCUCCAGUCAUUGAAACACUACAUGUUUCUAGCCUUCAUCUCAUGCUCCUCUGACUUUUUCUCCCCCAACAGUGGGACUCUGCUGUAGCUGUCUCGAGAGCGUACACUCUGUACAGACCACCAGCUCUGCGCUCAGGUUACUGAAUACACUGUGUGUCAGUUUGAGGGUUUGGAUGCUCUUUGCGCACAGGGUGAAACUACCUCGACGGCAGUGGCCUGUGUGAGCUACAUUAACCCCGCCACACUCCGCCGUGUUCGUACGACAGGCCGGAUGUCUCCUCUGACUGUUCUAAUUUCCAGUGGCAAGUUGAAAGGUCAUGUUAAGUGCCCUGGGCUUCGACUGUGGGCAAGAGCUACCUCCCCCCUGACUGUUCACCCCCUCCCCCACUGAGCAUAGCCCGCGUCAUAGCAGAAGUAGUGGCAUUCACGUAGCAGCUCUGAGUUGUGUUUUCAUUUUGAACGGGAAUGAUUGGAUCUGUCCAUGCAGCAAAAUGAGCUCCCUUAUUUAUUUGUGCCACAUAUAGUAUCGGUGCAUUUAUGGUUUGGGGAAUAAAGCUGCAGCGAAUAGUGUUUUCAGCUGAUGAAUUUAGACAAUGACAGCAGUGGAAACACAGAAAGUCUGCUGUGUUGGUCGCUGAUGGAUGGAAAUAGCUUACUGCAGGGGCUGGGUGAUGCUGAAUAGGGUGGUGGACAUGAGCAACACUGCAUUGUGUGAGUGAGAAACAAGACUAAAUGACUUGGGUUGAGGAAUGGAAUAUACUGUAUAUUGCGGUAGUGAAAAUCAAAAUUCAUUCCUUAUUAUCAUACUUGGGCUGCCUUUGCAGAGAGAAUAGAUGUUCUGACACCUUUUCGAGUAUGAGGCUUAGGCGAAUAUUGGAUUGUCCAAUGUUAGAUUUUCUACCUCUGCAGCAAAUACCAAUGUAAAUGAACCUGCCUCGCCAUGUUUCACCCUCCAGUUUUGUAUAAAGGGAUUCUGAUCAUUUACACCAGCUUGGCAGCUUUCGCUUAAAUCAAUGCAUCAAAAACAAAAACAAAAAUCCCAUUAAAUGAUAAAGAGCAACCUGAUUCUCAUCUGUCUUUCUUUAACUGUGAUCUUAAGCACUCACAUGCAUGCAACAAUGUCUUCUUCACAGCUGAUGGGCUGUCAAACUAAACGUACCAACAGAAGUCAAUUUGUCCCAAUCUGACUGCACAUUAGGGUUGGGCAUCAUUUGAAUCGGAACGAUUGUGAUUCCUUAUUUCUAUUCUGGUUUCUCACAAUUCUCUUGCCGUGUUUGAGUUACCCCAGAAGUCAGAAGUCUGAGCUGAAAAUGAUGUCACACCUGAGUUCCCAGCAUUUCAACUACCUUGUCUGAACAUAAGGCAAGCGCUAAAAUAACUUCAAAGCUUCAGAUUUUGUUUUGUUUUCUGACUUGGUAACUAAAAUACUGGUAACUCGGGUGUGAUGUCAUUUUCAGCUCCAACAUCUGACUUCCGAGGUAACUCGAUCGUAGCAUCUAUUCCGAUUCUUUUAAAAGGCAGGAUAAAAAAAUUGACGGUUUAAAUGAGAGCGCUAACCAGAGUUCUUUUUGGAGGAAAUUUCUAAACUUAUCAAUGACGUCAUUCCCAUCUCUCACUUUCGAGGUAACUCGAACGCAGCGCUGGAAUUGCAAUAAAAAAUUAGAAUUUUUCCAAAAUGUUAAUCCAGGUUCCCAUCCAUGCACGAGACCCGAUUCCCUACCCUACUGCGCAUGUGAAGAGAUCACAUUGUACAGGGUGGGUAAGGAUAAAAGAAAAAAAAACCUGGGUUGUCCAGGUUGGCAGAAAGCAAUAAAAGACUGCACAUGUCACUGAUUGAAAGUGAUGAUCUAAAAUGGAAUAAAUAAGAAAAUGUAAAAACUAUUGCAAAUAUACUUUGGUUGUCAGAAUUAUACCUUGGUGGCACAGGUAGGCAGAGAGUUAAAAAGAUUGCCCAGGUCAUCAUCGAUGGGAGAUGAUCUUGCAUUUUUCUCGUGAAUAUCUUCAUUGUAGUUCAUGUAUUUAAUACAAGGAUCCACUUACUCAGUUCUUCAAAUCUGUGAAUAUUAAAGUAUCACAUUGCCCUUUAUCUGAUACUAUGCAGUUGCUUUUAAGUUUGGUUAGAAGCAAAAGAACCACCCGAGGCAAGAGACGUGACUGUGACAGAUCACACCUUGUGCUGACUAAGUGACAGAUCCUUAAACUUGUGUACCAUUUGAUCAUUCUGGAUACAAGUCUCUUUUAUCCAAAGUUACCAAACAGGCAGCAAAAGACUCCAACUGAUUCACAGAAACCUCUCUCGCUAAAAGAAUCUGCAGUGAACUUCAGUGACGGUUCAUCAACCCGAACCAUCAAUAGAACGGCAGAAAAACAAGCUGCAGCCGAUUGUAUUGUGGAAUAAAUUAGGCUGUGUGGAUGCUGUGUAUUGAAUUCCCAUCAGGGUCUGCAGCUGACGUCAGAGGACUUCAGGCAGUGGAUCUCUGUCAUGCAGCACAUGCCCUCCAUAGUGGCUGCUCUCCUCCUAAACCCCAACCCUCUUUCAGAGACACACACUCAAUGUUCGAUCAAGGACGCCGAUGGAAAAAGUUUUGUAGAUUUUUUUUUUAUCAAGUUUGGUGUCAAGGCGAGAUUUUUGAGGACGUUUUUGUGAAAACAGGUGUUCAAUUAAGUUUGAGCCAGCUGGUAUCAAAGAUGUUUUAAGCUGACUUAAGCGGUUUUCCUGGAAGUUGUGACAGACAUCCAGACGGCGCAUUGCCAUACACUCGUCGGUUUAAUUAAUGUUCAGAUCAGUGGUUUGCUCCAAAAAAAAAAAGCAAGGCCACUCUCUAAUGAAAUGCUCCAGUGUUUCUGAACUCUACAGGUUAUAGACCGGGCUUAAUCUCUGUCCUCGAAACUUAGCAGUAGAAGACAGUGCUAGAUGAAAGCAAUGCACCAUGUUAGCCUCCCAAUUCCAUCUCCUCGUGCCAAAUGGCCCCAAAGACAAUGCAAUAAAAGUGAAGGAUUUGCUUCAGCCAAAAGUCAUGUCCUUGACAGAUCAGGGAUGUCCAAUCUUCCUCUGUCCACUGUUCUCAGUAAAUAACUUUCUCCCGGCUUCCUCGAUGGCUGAAAAUAAGACUGUCACUGAGCCACAGAAUAUAGUGUGUCGCAAGCUAUGUUUGAUUCAUUGAGGGUCGCACAGAGCCUGGCAGAGCGGGAACUGAGUGACACUAUCAUUGCAAACUGGAGUAAACAAGUUAAAAAUAGCGUUUUUUUUCUUCUAGAGCUGAAAGGGUUUCAAGAAGAAAUCCUGCUCAUACUCUGUAUGGAGAACAGGACUUAUCACACACACUGCAACAACAUGAGGAAUGUAAAACACAUUACAACAUUUUUCUCUUAAUGAGUAGUCAUCCAUUAUGUUUUAUUCAGUAUUUGCAUGAUCUGAAUAAAGAUGUAGUAAGUGCAGCUUAAAGGGAUAUGCCGGCGUAGAAUUAAUUUAGGGUGAAACUCACCGUAACACCGAGUUAGACACCACCCCUCGAGAUGAAUGUUGCAGACCGCUUGCUUCUCUAGUUAUACCAACUUUGGUAACGACCGCACGAUAGCAAUACACAACGGUCCCAGGGGCCAUAAACAAACCUCAACCGAAACACCACUCUAUAGCCACAAAUAAUGCUCAGAACAGCGCCUAACUUCAUCAACAGUACAUAUAGGGUCCCAGCCAUUGUACUAGCCAUCAAACAUCUUUUUAGCUUUGCCUGAUUUCUUUGGCAAAGAGACUAAACACAACUCACCUCCUCUCUUCCAGCAGCCGCUUGUUUGUAGCGAGACCUCAGACAAGUCCAUCACCGACUACAGCGGGCUGACGCAGCUCAUAAUGAUCAUAAAUGUUCUUCCUUGAGCUGCGCCCCCCCACCUUAGUUGAUGAUGGUGGGGGUUGAGGUUGAGGUCUCGCUACAAACGAGCGGCUGCUGGAAGAGAGUAGGUGAGUCGUGUUUAGUCUAUCUGCUAAAGAAAUUAGGCAAAGCUAAAAAGAUGUUCGGUGGCUAGAUGAAGUUAGCUGUUGUUCUGAGCAUUAUUUGUGGCAUUUCGGUUGAGGUUUGUUUAUAGCUCCUCAGACCGCUGUGUAUUGCUAUCAUGCGACCAUUACUAAAGUUGCUACAACUAGAGAAGCAAGCGGUCGGAAACAUUCAUCUCUCGAGGGGGUGUCUAACUUGGUGUUACGGUGUGUUUGACCCUAAAUUAAUUUUACACCGGAAUAUCCCUUUAAACAUGGUGUAGAUCUCUGUUAGACGUGGGAUUUUCAAAUCCUAAACUUUUUCUUUACACUAAAGAUUUAUGAACCUGUCAGGAAGACUUCCCCCUAAAUGUUUGUGAAAUGUUCAUUGAUAAAACAUGACUUGCAGACAUUGUAUUUAGCACCCUAUCUUUGAAGAAGACAAAAAGCAAGUCAAGCAAAGGCUCCAUAUCUCAUAUAAAAGUAUCUUCCUAGUCCGACACUAUAUUUUCUCUGAGACAGAUGCAGAGUUUUGACAUGUUUGAGAGGCUCUCGCACUCGGCGGGUAUUUCAUGCCUGUUUCACCGAAUGAAUUUUGAUGGGCCGCUGAGGUCCGGGCGUCUUUAACAGUCCCGACAAGCCUUUGUUCUUUCCCUGUUUUUCAUGUCUGAUCCCCAACAGCCCACAGGGGAAGCUCUGUCGGGCUGCGCGCUCCGAAAGCCUUUCUGUUUGAUCAACUUCUAACAUAUUUGAACAAUUUAGGCAGGGAUGAGUGCAGGUAAUUCAAAGCCUGCCAAAGAAAGUGUUUUGGGGAGAUGUGGAGACGUGACGGGCUCACAAGGAGUGGCGAAGAAACUCUGCUUUUCUCAUUUCUGCGUCGGCGCAUACUCCAAAACUACCCAUCAACACAAACAAGAAGCUGUAAUGCAGCUGACAUCUUCUAUCUACAAAAUAAUCUCUGAAAUAAUCCCCUCCUCCUCCUCUCCAAAAACCACAUUUUCUAUCUUUUCCCUUCUUUCUUUUCUCUGUACAAUAACUUACACCACCCAGUUGUGUAGCUGAUGAGGUCACCUACUGGAUACGACAGCUUUUGAACACCUUUACUCGAGGAAACGGUAAAAAGGGGAAAGUUGUCAUUUCAUCCGGUCCUAACAGAAGCAAGAGAAUCAAUGUGACAUGGGGCAUCAGGAAACAAAGCGAAACACAGUGCUUGAGGUGAGGAAAUCUUCGCUAUUGUUCGAGGUGGGAAAACACAGCUGAGAAAAGCCCUGUUCAAUAUCAGCAUGAAAGGACGCUGAUGGUGGGAGCCAUUUAAUACAGUUCCUGCCGCAGAGUGCAGAUGAGAGGUCAGGGCCAUUGUGGAUAGAUCAUGAGAGCCCUCUGCUGACAGUAAAAUCAAAAGAAACCAAUCAUCACCAUCAAAACAAAGUCUACUGCUCCUUUUUCCUUCAGAUUGAGGAGAGAAAUAGAUACGUUUUACAAAGUCGAGUCAUUAGAAAUGAGCAUCUUUUGGAGGAGAAUUAAAAAAUCCUCAUCAUUUAGCUUUAAAAUCUUAUUUGAGACACCCACUUGCUGCCGUGAAAUAAAUGGAGAAAUGAUUUAGAGGUCGAGAGGGAAAACGUGGAAGAAAAAACAGAGUGAAUAUGUUCAAGCUGUUUACAGCCUCGAGGUCUGGUCAGUGAUUUAUUCUCACUUUGAGUUGUUACCUGUUGAAGCUGAGCAACAUUACAGCUAUUCAUUAUACCUACAACAAGCCUGCUGGAGGAACAAAUGAUGCUAACAGUCAGCAAAAUAUUUCCUAAAGCCUGGCUCAGGACUCCUGAACAAGUUAUUACUCAAAAUUUUGACACAUUUUGCUCAUCUUUUUUUCUUGGGAGUAUUGCAAAAAAAGACAAUGAAUAAAAUUUGAAUAAAUUUCUCUUAAAAAAAAACAAAACAAAACUAGACCCCUGCCACAUUGAUAGAUUUUCUUGCUCUUAAUUUGACAAAAAGCUGACUAAGAACGCUCAAUUUAACCACGAAGUUACUUAUUCAUUUUGUUUUUCCACAAAGUUGCUAAUUUCAAGUGAUUUUAGCUGGAGGAAAAAAUGCAAAAGAGUCAUACAUUUUAAUUAUUUCAUCUCUUGAGGAAAUCAAAGUUUGACACAGAGACAAAUAUUGGAUUUUUGUAUUAUUUGAAGUUUUUCUAAUUCUGUCUAACUGGGCAACAUUUACAUUUUUCUAACAGCGGGGCUCAAGUGUCCCAGCAUUUACUAGAGUGUAACUUUAUUCCUUGAAAAAUGAUGGCAGCCUGUUUUGUUCACACGAUAGUUAAUUAAAAUACAUCAAGAUGAAAGAGUCAUCUACGAUUGAGCAGACAGAAAAGUUCAGUUUUCUUUUUUUCAUUUAAUUUUUGCUUUCUUAGGGCAGAAAAGUGGCAUUGCUCCCUCAUCCUUGAGCAUUUUUACAUUCUGCACACAACUCUAUUCCCCCCUUUUUCGAGGCAUGGUCAGGUGAAAAGGUGAUAUUUAGAGAGCGCAUGAGUGAGAUAGUAAGAGAGGCAUGUAAGAGCUGAAAACCUGCAUUCUUCCAAUUACACACAGAGAUGUACAGCAGCACUCACACUCAAAGGAAAAGUGUUUUUUUCUGAUACAGAGAGGUUCAGAGUCCAUUGGGAUACAGAGCUUGGAGAUGCUGAUAUUUUCCCUUGUCUCUGUACACCACAGUAUGUUUUGCUGCUGAUCUCACAGUGCCAAGAAAAAAGGACCCUGAUCCCACAAUCCAGCUUCACCUUAACACUGCGUGGGCCAAAUAUUCCAAACUGAGUGUCACCAAGCUCUCCAUCAUGCGCACUCUGUAGUAUAUGUCAUGAGCCAGGGUGAAACAAAAGGGAAAAGGACCCAAAUGCAGAUAGCUAAAUGAAAAGCAACAAAAAUUUACUUCAGUUGUCCAACGGGAAAAUAAUAAAGGCAACAAAACAAAACAGAACAAACAAACAAAAAAACAUAAGGAGCAAAAUCCAACAAAAAUCACUGGGAAUGCAUCGUCAACAAGGACAAACACACACAAUGAACCAACAAAGAAACAGGAGGAGACAAGGACUUUAUAUACACAGGGAAACGAGCAACGAGAGGCAGGUGAGACACUGAGACGCAGGUGCACACAAUUACAGAGGAGGGAAAACUGAGGAAGUAAGACAAGACUAUACACAACUACAAAAUAAAACAGGAAACAGUGAAAACUGAUCUAAAGAAUAAAACACUGAGAACCAAAGGGAAGCCGGGUCAAACACAAACUGAAAACUCACAAGACAGGAUCACAGGAACAAAAAGGAACAGACACACUAGGGAAAAUACACAGAAAUUUAACAGAGCAUAUCAUCCAAUGUGCGUGCACACAUUUGCUCCAAUAGCAAAAAUAUGUAAAGGCAUAUUAACAGCCUUCCUUUCUGCAAUGUUAACGACACAGAGGUCAGUUUAAAUGAGACUCUGCCCUAGACUGUGUUGAGUUUUUAAAGUUAACAAUGCAUUUCCACUUGCAUCAAUUUGCCCAAAUUGGAAAGUCUUUUUGUCCUUUCUGCUGGUCAUAGGGAUUGAUUAAUCAGUGGUCCAUGCAAUGACAUAACUCAUACGGUCACCUAUGUUGGACUUAAUCCAGCCUCUCUAUGCUCUGUGCCUCAUCUAACACCCUGCUUCACUUUGCACCAUAUUCUGAGACGAUGCACUUUAGAUCGUUCAAAUAAGGUCCUAUGAAUUCCCAGUUUUGCCGUCUACAUAUUUUCUUUUUGGUUUCUGUCAUCAAACCUUCUGCAGAUAUUUCCAUCAGAGAUUUGAAAAAUACAAUCAUAUUACUGGGAACACUGACCGUUCAGGUGAACAUUCAUGAUGAGACCUGAAAGGCCCAGGUCAGGCUCAGUCAACCAAGUGUAAGUUAAAGCAAAAAAGUCAGUGACCAACUGGCUGGCACACUUUGCCAUGUGUUUUGUAUUUCUUAAGUUUAUUUGGAGGGUUUUAUGCCUGUGUUUGAAGGGUAGUGUGUAUACAGAAGGAAACUAGUGUGAGAGAGAGAGAGAGUGGGGAGUGAUGUCAGUUAAAGAGCCGCAAGUAGGAAUCAAACCAAGGCUGCUUGCUUCAAGGGCAACAGCCUCCAAGCAAAUUCGCACAAUUUCUCCCUUGAGCUUCACUGGCACCCCAAGCAGAUGUCCUUUAAACUGCUGAAUAAUUUAUCUGAUUUUCCCACAGCCUUACAGCCAUUUAACUGAACGUUUGAGAGAUUGGGAUAACAAGAAAGUUAAACUGACUUUGUUUCCUGCAUUUAAAAGAAUCAACAUCUCUCACAACACUUAUGAAUUUUCUUUCAUUUAAUUCAAGAAGAGUGUGUUUUAGACAGGUAAAGUAACAGUGUGAGUCACUUGUUGUAUUCUUGCUUUGGGAAAAUGGCAAAGUGGUGAAUGUCACUAUCUCUUCUCAUGAAGAGAUAAACUCAACUCUGGUAUUCAUCCAGAGUCAAUAUUUAGGAAAUUUACCCCAACUCUUUCUGGCUAUCAUCUAGAUCCAGACAGCUUGGAGUCUUCGAUGAUUAACACUGCAGAGAGGAUCAAAUCCCAAACCAAACUCGCAGAGAUGCACCACUAUUGUACAAUGCACCGAAAAUCUCCCGCCUCUCCAUGGGUCGUCCACCUGAGAGUCAAUGAAAUUCAACCAAAUACUUCAAAUGGGAGAUGUAGCCUGAACAGAGGAUUGUGGUGUACUUAUUAAUCUAUAUGUGCUGGGUCACUGAGUGGUGUCCUUGGAACAAAACUGGCUGAAAAUGACCACUUAUGAUUACCUCUUAGACAAUCCUACAGGUUAACGAUUAAAAGGCCCAAACUGGCUUGGUUGCAGUCAUCCCUGAAAUUGGACGGAUAUCAAGGCAACGCUGCGACUCAAAGAGCUGUAAAGACAGACUAUUUUUAUUUUUCCUCAAUCAAUAAGUCUUUUUUUAGCCAUGGCUUGUGUGGGGUCAGGUUCUGUUUGACGUUUAAUUUAUAGAUGUUGAGAGGGAACUAUUCCUCUCCGUGGCUGCCGUGUGAUCUGAGGUGAGCCUCUGCCUGGAGGGAAAUGUACCACUGUUUGCUUUUGUGAAGCUUUUGUAAUCUGCAGUUGAGCUUUUGUUCCACUGCCACACAGGCUACGAGCACCAACUGGGCUGAGGUGCUUGAGCAAAACAAAGAAGCCAUACUGUAUCUUUGUUAUUCUCCACCGGGGACCAUAUAGACCUUUAAUACCUAUUUCAAGACGACACAAAGAAACACGGAUAGAAGCAGCUCUGAUUCACUGUAGGUGGGCUUAGGAAGUAAUGCAAGUGGUGUAAACAUAUGUGAUAUACAUAUUCGCCAGUAUCUGUGACACUAAUACUGUAAACACAUCCUCUCAAACAUGUAGUGAAGAGCUGUCAAAACUGUCCACCGCACUUUGUUUCCCUGAAGUAAGCAAACACAACCCCCCACACUUCUCAAAGUUAUUGUCUUACGUUGAUGUCAAAACUUAUAAUCCCAUACAUGUCCUUCUGACAGCAUGUAGCAUUAGCAUGCCGCGCAAGCUAACGCUGCCCCCGCAAUCCUGCCCCUCAAGUUACAAGAAGAGAUUUAAAAGUCAGAAUGUAAGAGGAGGAGAAACAGGGACUUUAAUGCAUCCUUUCUGGACUCAAACUUUUUAUGUAAUGUGCGAGGGUUUAGAGAGGGUAUGGUCACAUUUGAGAUUAUCAUUUGAAAUGAUCAAAAUAGGGCCAAAAAAUAUGGCGGAAAAAGCAGAUGAUGUUUGAAGAGUAGAAACGUUUAUGAUAUUCAAGUUGACCUUAAGGCAAGAGUUUGUUUCUAAGCAAUUACUGUAAAAUCCAAAAUAUAAAUUAGACUAGUUUAUUAGAUGCACCAAACAAAGCUCAAAGACUGUGACUGGCUUCAACUAGGUCUCCAAAGUAGACACCGGUGUGGUAUUAAAGCUCAGAGUAGAGUUUCUGCAACUGUAAGGUACGAAUGGACUGUGCUGAUACUUCUGCAAGCAUUAGCUGAGGGAUGGACCCCAUUGGACCUAUUCUGGAGGACUCAUGGGACCCACUCUUAACAACAAUCUUUUUUUUUUCUUCUCAGCAUGCCACAAGAUUUAUUUGCCAAACAACACAAACAUGCAAGAAAACAAGCCAUCAAGGAAAAAAAGCUGCUAUUAAGUGGUGCUGCUCGUUGGUAACAUGCCUUUGCAGCAAAGCGGUCGCUAGAUGGUUAUAAGUUACCUGAAGAGCUUUAUAAAUGACUAUAAACCAGUACAAAGUUUGACCCCCAAUUUCCAUCCGGAACGGCUACGAAAAGGCCGUAUCCGACGAUUGUAACCAUUCAAGUUAAUGUGUCAAUUUCCACUGGCUUCUUUCUGUUCUGCUGUAGAUUGCCGGACUGGAAAGGAAGUCGGGCACAGACACAAAAUAAAACAUCCGGCUUCCUUUCAAAAUUAAAUACUCUGUGUUUCAGGUGUGGCUCGUGUUUCACACCAUGCAAACGGUCGGGGACGAACAAGUGAACGGUUUAUAAACAGUGUUUCAUCCCAUUGACACCAUAGAUAAGAGGAUGCUGAUCUUAUAAGUCUAGAAGUAGAUUUCCUCCUCUGGAAGGACACAAUGUACUGCUUUUAUGGUUAGCCUAUGUGGCUAAAGACAACUUGUUUUCUCGCGAUUCAGGGUGAAUCCAGGGGUUCUUGUGAGUUCUCGUGAUUCCUGCUGUCUGUAAUCAGCCACGAAAUUCGCCUCACAAACGGAUACGGUUGGAAUUAGCGGACAGCGAAAAUUCUGGAUCGGAGCCGUUCUGAAUGCGGUGAAAAUUGGGGGGUCAACGUCUUGAUAAAUUUAAAUAAAAGGGUAGUUUAUGCCGUGUAAAACUUAGUUUAAGGCAUAUUUUAUUGCACUGAGGUGUGACUUUACCUUUUUUGAAAUUAACCUAAGUUAUAAAAGUGGUUUAAUUGGCUGAAUUGUGUUACAUCCACCAUGUACUGUACUGUAGAUGCUGUUGUGUUUUGGUGGCAGAGGGCUGAGCUCCCUGUGCACCCACAGCUCUGCGUCGCUCGUAUAUUUCUUGCUGCUGACCUUGAAGCUCCAUUCUACUCUAUUAAGUGAGGAUUGGUGGCCGGCUUUAAUUGACAUAGAUCUUUCGGCCACGUGGGUGUCACACUGCAGAGCGCCUUUCUCUGCCAAUAGAAAUCCAACUGAGCGAAACAUCUGGCGGGUGAGUCAUCUUUAGCACUUACAGCACUGAAAUACAGCACAGUGUCAUGAAUUAAGUUUAUGUUGAGCCAGGAUUUCCUUUUUUUACUUUUUAAAUAUUUCUGCUAAAUGUGAGCAUAUGCAAAUGUGCACCAUAGCAUUACCAUCAAAAUGCAAUGGGUGAAAUAAAUAAAACUCCCUGUGGAUAAGACCUGAGAAAUAACUCUCUGUGCGCGACAUUUUCGUAAAAAUACAUCUAGAUUAGCUCCUUUAGCUCCUCAUAAUUUAAAGGUUGUUUGAAAAGAAACAAAGCCACCUACAAGAGCUCAAACUUUUAGAGAUAUUUUCCUGUAGAAACUCCUGUCCCUCUGCAUGUGGCUCAUCCAGCCCAUGCUCUCAAUCUGCUGUUAAUCCUGCACCUACAUUUUGCUUUUGUACGUGUCGUCGUGUGUGAGAGGCUGUUGUGGGAUUACAGGUAAAAUGCACUCUUUAUCUCUCAAGCAGCAGCAGCAGCUGUAGUCGUGCUCCCUCUCAGCCUCGCUGUGUGGUUCCCGGUUUUGGGGGAAGUGGGUGGUAAACCUCUGUGGAGAUAUGUUGGCGUGUAUGGAGGUGGUAGACGUGGGUUAUCCUGGACUGAAAUCACGGUUUAAUCCAAAGGAUGAGCAAUGUUUCCGCUCCGCUGUGUGGUGCACAAUAUGGAGUAAUCUGCCGAGUCUGAGGUUUAUUGGUUCACCAAGUUUCCAGCAUGGCGCCUUUUUAUUCAAGUCGACACAAUGGUCAUCCGUUGGGGGGUAACACAUCACAUCGUAGAGUCCCCGUGGCCCAACAGGAGGCUCCCAAAUCAGAUUAGGCUCUUGUUCAGCUUUGUCAUAAUUUAAGUAAGAUCCCAAUUUGAUGUUUUUUGAGCGAAUGCCAAGAUCAUUCCGACGGAUUAUGAGAUUAGAGCCAAUAAAAACUCUGUGGGUGCCAUGGACGUUUUACAAAGGAAGAAAAGAAGAAGAAAAUGAAUAUACAGGUGUCAACACUGCUCGGAGGUUUGAGAUGACAAAGAAAUGAAAUAGUCAACUUUGGGUUCAAGUAACCAAAAUUGGGAAUCUUAAACCAAGGUUUUCUGAAUCAAACUUGUUGGAGGACUGGCCAACUAUAAAAUACUUCCACCCCUUAGAUGUCAUUUAUCUUUGGGUGACCAUAUUCUGACUUCUCUUGAAGACUUAAAAACAGGCAACUGGACUGUGCAGAGUUGCCUGUAGUUGCCUGUUUUUAAGUCUUCAAGAUAACCAUGACCUGGAUGAAUGAGAAUCUAUACAUGGACAUAUUCUGACUUCCUAAAAAGAGGACACGUCUACAUGGGGGCGGAGUCAUGGAGUUGCAUUAAGUUAAUUUUGAGAGUUAUUCAGGUAGGAUCGAGCAUCUUUAAUGCGCUUCUAACUCAGUAAGUCCACAUGACACAAAAUCAAAACUUACGUACAAAACCACGGCCAUUUGAAGGAUUUUACAAACUUCCCCUGACAAAGGCCGACAGCCUGGACACCCCCUCAAAAGAGGACAUGUUUGGGUAAAAGUGGACAUAUUGCCACCUUAAUUUAUCUGGAUGUUAACUUGUUCUUUGAAAGAAACCAACUUUUGAAACAGUCUCUUAAAUUGAACAUUUUGCACAACUUUAACGAAGGACAGAGCAGAACUAAAUCAAUGUUUGUAAGGGGCGGGAAUGAUCAGGUGACCCACUACGACGCUACUCUGCUUUUGGUUUGGUUUCACCGAUAUGAAAAGUUUGUAUUUGAGGUACAGAAAUCUGAAACGAUUGUAAAACUAGUGUGAGAAACACACAUUGAAUAUUGAAUGAAGAGGGACAGCCCUACUCUUUACACUUCCUGUAUUUCUCCAGCUGUCCUAUUUAAGAUAGGCAAUAAUGUCGAAACAGUAUCGCUUCAGAAAAGUGACAACAAAAUGUAGAAAAUUUUACUCGUAAAAACUUUCAAAAUGAGCCUUUAGAUCACUUUAAAGUCUACAAACCAGGAUGUGGUUCAUAUUGUACAUUUUCAUUCAUUUCUGCUAUCUGCUGUAGUUUUAUUUACCUUAGUCCACAUUCCUGGGAUAUUUAAUAAGGUCCUUUAAUAAGCUUUCACAGCUUCAUCUCUCUAAUAUAAAAACCCACAGAGUGUUUACAAGCCAGAAUUAAACACACAGAGAAAUGAGCUGACAGAAAUACAAAUCCCCGGCAUAUAUCUGAGAGCGAAAUACAUCAAAAAGAAGCGAAAGAGUGAAGAACUGAAGAGUGAGCGAGGCAGACGUGAUGAAGAAAAGGAAGGAGGGUGGAUGACUUAAUCAAAAGGUGGAUAGAACUGCCCACACUGUGAGCAAAAGCUUUCUCAUCCAGCAUACUUUAAUGAACAAGUGACUCAAGGUGCUUUCAGCUGCGUCUCGAGAGCAGCGCACACACACACUCACUCACACAGAGAUAAAUGUUGCCUUUUCAAUUAGAGAGACACCUCUAAACUGGUGUCUUCAGAGAGCAGGAGGAGAGAGCGGUAUGGAGACACUAACAGAGCAAGGAUAGAGGGACAGAGAUCUCGGGGCUGUCAGCCGCUGUCUGACUGCACGGGUCCAGAAUCCAGACAUGCAAGAACUAAAGAAAACCAACACGGUUAUUUAAAGAAAUGAAAGGGCAAGGAAAUAGAAAGACAUAAAAGCACAGCAGUAUCGAGGCGUCCUCUGCAGCCGAGGCGGGUUCACAUGUGAUUCAUAUGUAGGUUUCUGCCUUGAAAGAAAUGGAGAUUAAUGAUCAGGAUGAAAAGUAAGGCAGCUGUGUGAAUACAGCACACCCGGAAUCAGCAUCAUUUUAAAUGAUCAAACCGGCUGACUCUAAAUUUUCACACCGUGAGGCCCUUUCAGCAUAUUCUCUAAAUGUGAUGCAUCUAUCAGAGUUUAGUCUACCAGCCGUCUUUUCGUUUUUGACAUUUUGGUUUAUUCAGCAACCUUUACUUGUGAGGGCUGUUGCACCUUGAGCCUUGAGUACUAUCAGUCUUCUAAAAUAAAAGAUAGUUUCUCCAAGUAUUUGUCAGGUUGUCGAUGCAGGAGAAAAUACAAAUCCUUAGUUAUUUGUCAGCUGAUUGAAAUUCACCAUUAACUCUAAUUUAGCUCCUUUGAACGCAUCUUUUUGAAACUACAGUGUUUCAUCACAGAAGAAUUAAACACUGUGAAAUGGUUUCUAGAGUAGAUCAGAACAUAAGAAGAAAUAACACCUGAACCUCAACCUCCCUGCUACCUAAUGAAGCUGAAGGGCACGGUCAAUUGUGCCUGACUGCAGGUCGAAUGACCACCUAUGUUAGAAAAACGCCAAUUUGCUGGCCACUGUGCUGAACCCUGUAUAUCAGCCCGUGGCGAGUAUUGGCCAGGGCUCAUUUGUUCACAUGUGAUACUGUCCAAUGUAGGGAUGAGAAUCUAUAAGGUUUUAUUGAUACUGUUGCAGUUAUUGAUUCUGUUUAGUGAUCCACUUCUUUUUUUAGACAGGAAUCAAGAAGGGACUCGAUAAAGGAGGUCCAUAUGGGUUUUCAAUCAACAACUCGUAUUUUAUUACUGGAUUAGACCAGACGUAUCUAGAAACAGCCUUCAGUUUAAUGAUGAACCAAAACAAAGAUGGCAUCCUAUAUCUAGCAUAGAUUACCUUGUUACAUGAGAAAAGCCCCUGGAUCUAGCAGGCGUACAGCACAUUACAAAACUUAUUAGGGUUAGGGUUGCACUUAUAUUUAAGUGCAGUAGUCUAGUGCAGUAGAAACUAAAUUUCUUAUACUCGGACUAAUGCUGCGUUCAAGUUUCCUUGGAAGUCAGAUGUCAGAGCUGAAAAUGACUUCCUGGCGUUUUAGUUACCAAGUCGGAAAAAAGCUACAUCAGUGGCCUGAAACAAGCUGGCUACAUCUACGAAAGGUAUUUUAGCGCUUGCCUUAUAUCCGGACAAGGAAAGCGCUAAAAUACCUUUCUUGGAUGUUGCCAUCUUGUUUCCGCCUCUGAUUUUGCUUUUUAUCGACUUGGUAACUGAAACGCUGGUAACUCGGGUGUGAUGUCAUUUUCAGCUCAGACUUCUGACUUCUGAGGUUACUCGAACACAGCAUAACAGACAUAGAUAAUGCAUCUUACGAUCUCGGCAAGAAGAAAGGAUGUUUAAAAAAGAGACGAAGUUAUUGUGGUGUACACACAAAAGGUACAGAGCAGGAAGAGUGACUGUUUUAAACAUUCAAAGUCUAUCCAGUUAGCCUCUCGCUCAUGCAUCUGUCGGUUGUUUGGGUACGUGAUGAUGAGGGAGGUUAACUGGUAGAGGGCUUAGUUGCUGUAAGUAGGCAUGCUGCCCUGUCCUUGUAGACUUAGAUCAGGGCAGUAGUUCAAGAAAUUUGCCAAAACUGUGGUUUCCUUUGCUUUAGCAGCAAGCCUCUAGUGGACACUCCAGGAACUUCAGUGCUUUGACCUUGUCAUUUAAAUGCUGCAGGUUAAUACUUGGGUUGAACCGGUAAUCAUGGACCAAAAUGGUUGUCAUAUGAAACAGUGAUUUCGACAGGACAGACCGAGACCGAUGAAGUUCUGUGAUGUUCAGAUGUGUGUUUUCUACCUCAGAGAGCAAAACAACUACAACAAAAUACAGUAAGAGUUUAGCACAGGUUUUCAAAAUAAAGUACAAACUGUUGCAUGUUUAUCCAGCUCCUGGUGACCUCGAACAAGAUAAGCCACAUGCAAGGAUAUUAUUUGCUUUUAGACUUUUCUACCAUCAUUCACAAUGUCCUAAUUUAAACAUUCUCCGACGUCUGUUUGAGAUGUUUACCCCUUGAGCCAGCGCUGAAAUUGUUUCAUGUAUUUACUUAUUUUUUUGGUAUUUUGCCAACAUGUCUGAACUGAAAAGGAGUCUUUAUUGUUAAUGGUGAAAUCCUCUUGUGUGGCCCCCUCUGGCUCUCUUUGCGCAGCUUUAUUCUCCAUUUGAAAACACGGCUCAGACAUUACAAAGCCUGAUAAACUUAAUAGUGGGAGGUAGAGGGGGGUACAUUUACAAAGAUAGUCGAAUAGAUUUUAUGUGCUGGUCGGGCUGUUUUUUAUCUUCAAAAAUGAGGGUAAUUGAUAACUACUGGAGUUGGUAGUACUAUUGAUGUUAUGGGGCACAUAAUGUCCUUAUGAGAGAGCUAAUAAUACAGAAAAAAGGAGGCACAGAGAUGAGUGGGAGGAUAAGCGACUGAGUGGGUGUUUGGAGGCGUAGAUAUAAUGUGAUCAGCGUAAUGGAGGCAUCCGUGCAUAAAGUGAAGUCUUCAAUUUCGGCUGUUUCAGCCUCGCUGCCCUCACGGAGCACAUUGUUUGUCAUCCUUAUUAUUGUGUUUUUACCAUUAAACAAGGCCGCCAUUCUGCGCCGCUGUUCAAACUGAGCGCUGUUUUCAAGACUUGGCCUCAAAUGCGACACACACGUAGAGAAAAGCCGACCCACAAACACGCAGACUGCCACACAUACUGUUUUUGUUCCGGAGCCCGGCCCCCCUGGGGGCUCCUCCAGGGCUGUUCUAAGAGAUAGCGGGGACCCUCCUACACACUCUCUCUCCCCCACUGUCUGACCUUUACAAAACACAAGUCAGAAAAUGUGUGGCCUUUUCCUCUAGUCAUCUGCACCUAAACACAUGAGAAAUAGUGCCGUUCUUUAAUUAAGGAGCCCGACAGCCUCAUGAGGAAUGAUUCACUUCCCCUCAAUGGCCGUCAAUCAUGCGCCGAGCUAUUAUUGCAUGUAACAGCAUUUUCUCACUUUCUUUUAUAUGAUUCGGCUUUUAUCUUUGCCCUUCCCACAACUGUUAAGGGUAAGGUGACUUUACGCGCAACAUGCUUACUCGUGCUUCCUACCUACUCGUCUACCGUAAUAACCGUUGUUCUAGUCAACACGCAACAUUUUUGUUCUCAUUCAUAAAACGCUUAAAUCGGGGACAUUUCCAGGGACAGUUUUAGCCGGGGACAGGUAUUCCAAUAUGGAGACUGUCCUCGGAAAUCAUGGACGUCUGGUCACCUAACGGACAAUUUCCACCACAUCCGGAACUGCUACGAAAAGGCCGUAUCCGCCAAUCAUAGCUGAUCGUAACCAUUCAAGUUAAUGUGUCAAUUUCCACUGGCGUCGUCGGAAACGGGUGGGGACGAACAAGUGAAAGUUUUAUAGACAGCAUUUCAUCCCGAUGACACCAUGGAUGAGGAGAUGCUGAUUCUAGAAGUCUAGAAGUAGAUUUCCUCCUCUGGAAGGACACAAUCUACUGCUUAUAUGGCUAGCCUAUGUGGCUAAAGACAACUUGUUAUCGCAUGACCGCACGUGAAUCCAUGGGUUCUUCUGAGUUCUUGCGAUUCCUGGUGUCCGUAAUCCGCCACGAAAUUCACCUCACAACCAAAUCCGGUAGGAAUUGGGGUACGGCGAAAAUCGGAGCCGUUCCGGAUGUGGUGGAAGUCCCAGGUUAGUUGAGGGCAGAUCUCUAACCAUCCAUUAGAGAAUCUUUGCUGAUAAGGUUUCUUUGGUCUGGAAGUUUCCAAUUUGCUCCAAAUUUCAUACAUCAGCAGUGCCCACCUGUUGGAUGAGUCCACUGACCAAGAAUCCCACCCAGGAGGAAAAUCCCAAACGUCUAUAUGUAAAGAUGUAAGGGUAGAAACUAGCAGUCCCAAGUCUGGGUUAGCUAGUUAGCUGGUUAAUUUGUUAACUUCUAGGUCAACUUGACAGCAUCAGCAUCACAACAAAGAAGUUAUGAGCCAAGCUAAAGCUAACAUAACUCGCCAAGAGAACCAGUGGUCACAAAAACCAUGUUAGCUGGUCAAGACCUUCAUUUGAUGGGCUAUAGUCUCAGUAAUGUUUUUUGGCUCCUGGGCUAAGAGAGUCCUAAAUAAAUCCUUGUAGAAAGCCAGGUGGGGCCUUGAAUCACAAAUACUGAGAUGGGAACGCCACUCAGAAGAGGAUUUUUCUGCCUGCCUUCUCCCAAGGACAUAGAGCUGUAUUCUCUGCCUGUACUGCAAGAAAAACAAACACAAUGAACAGUAGAGGAAAAGUCCACAAGGAUAUAUAUUUUUUUAGUUUUUCUAAAUAUCAGAGUCAAUCCUCCAGGUGAGAAAGUGUGAGAUGUUUAAAUUCUAUCUAUUUCUCAGCUUUUCUUUCUUCAGUGACCAAGUCAGAAACAUCAGUUUUGAACAAGAUAUUUAUCCUUGAGUGGAGAGGGACACAACAAAAGAAACAACAAACUAAAGAUAGCUGAAUUACGGUAAAUAACCCUGACAAACUGAAUGAUGCUUUACAGAAAAACGCACAAAAACUAACUCGACACCAAGAAGAAGAACAGAUCAAGGUUUUCUAUGUAAGAGUUUAAAUCCUUUUGAUUUUGUAAAAUGUUUGUUUGUCUGGUAGCUUGACUAAAAACAUGUAUUUGAACUGCUAUAUUUGGCUGAAAGAUGCUUGAAUGCACACAGAUGCAGAGGGAAGUGCUGGUUCUGAACAUUUCACACAGCAAAGGUCCAUUUAAGCACUUGCAUCAGACCCUCAUAACCUCAGGGCUUCUUUUUCCACAAGAUCAUUGUUCACCUCUUGAAAGGAACCGUAGGUGGUAGACUCGAGGUACUGUUUCCAUCCAAUUUCACAUGAACCUGAAGUCUGACCCUCCAAAAGUCAGAGUGACUGCAAAGAGACAGAGACGCUCGGGGGGGAUUCGCUGGAAAAAGCUUAUUGCACAAGAUGAAACUUCCUCAGUGCAGCAUGCUUCCUCUUUUGGCUGCCACCCCUCGUUUUUACUUUGCUGAUGAAUUAGGUGGCUUGUUCCUGUUUGACCCGCUGAAAGGGGGUUUGUCCUCUCUUACAGCCUAUUUAAGUACAACAAUUGUAGUGCGAUGUAAUUCUGGCUGAGAGCAUAACCCUCACUUGUUUACCUGGCAUUUCAUUAAAACUGAAAGUGUAAUGACUCCAGGGGGGUCUGUGGGGUUAGCUUGAUGUAUUUUAUGCAAAUAUUGACACAAUGAGGUGGGCGACUUAGCUGGAAGUUCGUAGACGUAAAGGUCAUAAACUAAAUAUCUGAGUUUUUGGACACUCAAGGGCAGUGGAAAUGAGCAGGGCCCCUAAAUCCCAAACAGAGUAUUUUUUCAUGUUGUACACGCAAACUGUUAUGUUGUUCACAGCACAAAUAACAGUGUUGCCAGAUGGAAUAUAUAGAACUAUUCAUAAUAACUGACAAGGACAUUAAGAGUACACUGACUUAACUCAGUGAAAUCUAUUUUAGAUACAAAAAUCAAUUUUUCCUUACACGAGGAUUCGGCUCCCGGUAAUCACCAUCCUUUUCAACUGACUAACCGAAUGAGCAUGAUUGACAGACAAUCAUGCUUGUUGUUCGGAGACAAACUUAACUCAAACUACAACUGGAUGGAAACAACACGUGGUAAAAGAUGCCUUUAGGGUUUGCAAAUAAAAAACUGAGACAGUCCUAUUGCUCCACACGUUUACGAAACUGUCAAAUUAUCGUGCAUUAGCCUUUUUUCUGGGUUACUGAUCAUACAGAGGGCAAAAUUAUCGUACAAAUACGAUAAUUAUUGUACACCUGGCAACCCUGACAAAUGAUCUUGUACACACAGAAAACCUUUUCCAAACCAGAUAACUUAAUUAUGCACAACAUGGUUUGGUUGUGUAUGAAAAUCUUGUGCCCACAAGAUUUUCAUCAUUUGGCACAAGAUAUCAGCUUGUACAAAAUAGAUCUUUCUUUUUCGGGUACAUAAUAAUUACUUUUAUGCACAACAUGAUUACAUUGUGCAUAUAUGAUAAACCUGUGCACACAAGAUCAUAUCCUGUGUAUACAACUUGUGCCCACAAUUUAAUUUUGCACUCACAAUCUCAUAAGACAAUUUCAUUUUACUUCCAAGAUAAUCACUUCAGAAAAAAAACAUGAUUUUUUUCUGUCUCAACUAAGAAGUCACUUUGCUAGCUGUGCUUCAAGCUAGUUGCUAACUUUGUAUCAUUUUAUCUUGAGUAUGUAGUUCAGAAUUAAUGUUACCGAAGCUUAUUUUAAAUAGCUGCAUGUUUAGAUAAAAAUAUGCAAGAAGUGGCCCAAGAAUGGGUCCAAUCAAAACUAAACUUUUAGCCUAAACAGACUUUAACAGGCUUAUGAAAGCUCACCUUUAACACUGCUUUGAAGAACUUUGGUUUUGUGUUUAUUUUGGCGGCCCCUGAGACCUCUUUGAAAGUUUAACACCCUUUCGCAAACUUUUUUGAUUGAAAAUGUAAAAAAAAUGAAUAAAUGGGCUCUUUUAGAAGUGUGUAGUUGAUCAAUUUGUCUGACUCCUACCCCCAUUAGCGGUUUUAGACAUCUAAAGUAACUACAUAGGAGUAAUGAAACUUAAUACUGAUUGGUUGUUUUGCUUUUUCAGGUCCUGGAGGCAUCAAUAUAAACGUCAGUCUGUUUUGGAACCGGCUAAAAUCUCCUCACAGUAUCUUUAAGUGUAUUUAAAUCCACUUUAUCAGGACGUCAGAAGCUCCAUUAGGACUAAAAUAAAUCUGAAACAGAAGAGAAGAUACCCUCUGAUGUUGAUGAUGAAGCUACAGAGAUCUGGGAAAGACUUGCCUUUAGGGAAACACUCUUUGAUUUGUUGCCUGGAGGGGUAGAGCGUUAUUAAAAAACAUGUAUUAUUCAUGCAUUACUAAGUGAAAUUAAAAGCUUACAUAUGUCUAAAGAUAAUAUUUGUGUUCGCCACUUACACGCCACAGAGGAGCUGUUGCUUAACUACAUUGCUCUCCGUACGUAUCUGAGGAAAUUUUUCUGAUUGAGAAUUGAAUUUUGAGGUUAAUUGUUCAAAUUAAGGAACUAAAAUCCAUUCCUCACAGAGCUUUAAUGGUGGAAAUCUUUCUCGCUCAGCUUGCGCAGCUAAUAACCCAAGUGAUUUAGUUUUCCUGGGCCUUAUAAUGGAUUCAUUAAACCGUUCUCUCUCCACUGCAGACUUCAUCACCUUCUACCUUUGUAUUAGAAGCAAGGAAAGGAUGUGAUGGUCCAAACAGAUUCUCCCUUAUCUAUCUAGUGGGGAUUACGUCAGUCCUAAUGAGUAAGAGGGGAGAGAUGGCGAGUGUUUUUUGCGCUCAGUGUUUUUCUGCACUCCAGAGUGGUGAAGCACCUUGUUUUUAUACGCCGGAGUCACUGAAGGUCCAUUGAUUUGUGGCCAGUAUUGGCUUUCAUCCUCCAUUCCCUUCACCGGGAACCCACAGCUGGGUCUGGAUCAAUGGGGCAAAUUGAGGGUUUGAUGGGACUAAUUCUCGCCGGCUCAUGAGCCACACUGGCUUCUUCAUGUUUCUGAUGUUCCUGAUAAAGCAGAACCUCCACUCUGGGAGGGUUGAAACCAUUCAGAUGUUCUUGUUUCCGCAGUUACUCAAAGGGAGACUCUGCUUCAUUCCAAAGUUUUGCUUUGUUCCUGACCCUGAUUACACAAAUUUUAACAAGUUAUCUCAUUUGGCUCUCACAUUAAGGAAGAGCAUUUUGUACCAUUUUUUAAUUCUCUCCAGGGGACUGUAUUAAUUUCGUCUCCUUUGUUGUUUUGAGGCUUUUUUUUUUAAAUCGUGUUUGUCUGUAUCAAUUAUAUCCGCGCCCCGUCUUUGCCGUAACUUUUAAUUAAAUAUGAGUAUUGAAAAAAUAACUGCUCUAUAACUCUUUUGAUAAAGGAGGACUCAGCCAUCAAACAAUCAAACUGACUGAAGAGUGUUGGGUUUGAGUUUCUCGAAUGCUUUGUUGCUGUAGAAUAUAAAAGGAAAGAAAAAAGGAGUUUGUGAUGGAAAAAAAGAGAAAGUUUUUCACCCUGAAAUUUACACUCUCACUUUAACCUCAGAGGCUCUUAUGUACAGAUAACUGAUAUCCAACAUUAAAGGGAUACUCCGGCGUAAAAUUAAGUUCGGGUCAAACACACCGCAACACUGAGUUAGACACCCUGUCGAGAGAUUAAUGUUGCCUACCGCUUCCUUCUCGCUAUGCCAACUUUAGUAAGGACUGCAGGAUAGCCAUACAGAGAGCCAUGUGCUCAACCGAAACGCCACUCUAUAGCCACAAAUAAUUACAUCUUUUUAGCUUUGCCUAAAUUCUUUAGCAAAGAGACUAAACACAACUCACCUACUCUCUUCCAGCAGCUGCUUGUUUGUAUGGAGACCUUGGGCCAGACUACAGCGGGGUGACGCAGCUCAAGGAAGAACAUUUAUGAUCAUUUCUUUAUGGAAAUGCAAUCAGACCGAGACGCUAAGGCAGAAGAACUACCACGUCUGCAGCGCACAAUGAUUAACAUGAUGAUUAUUACUUCAAGGAAAUGAUCAUAAAUGUUCUUCCUUGAGCUGCGCCCCCGCCCCAGUCAAUGAUGGACUGGCCUGAGGUCUCGCUUCAAACAAACGGCUGCUGGAAGAGAGUAGGUGAGUUGCAUUUAGUCUCUUUGCUAAAGAAAUUAGGCAAAAUUAAAAAGAUAAUUGGUGGCUAGUACUAUGGCUGAGACCCUAUAUGUACUUUUGAUGAAAUUAGGUGCUGUUCUGAGCAUUAUUUGUGGCUAUAGAGUGGCGUUUUGUUUGAGGUGUGCGCGUGGCUACUGGGAUUGCUCUGUAUUGCUAUUGUACGGUCGUUACUGGUAUAACUAGAGAAGCAAGCAGUCAGCAACAUUCAUCUCUCGAGGGGGUGUCUAACUCUGUUAAGCUGCUGUACUUCCUGUCAGCGUUUUGAGUCGAUAAUUAUCCAUGCUUUCUGUCGUACUCUAUUUGGGAAUCUCCUAAACAUUGCCAACUGUCUAAAGUGUCAAACUGUAAAACGACUUAAUUUGCGUGUUGAGGGAAAUGUGGAAAAAACAUAUAUGAAAAAAGCACAACCAGAUGUCCUUUAACUUGAAAAUCCCCAGCGCCUCUUAUCAAAGCCUCACACAUGCCAGGGUAUGAAAGUCAAAUGCUCCCAUCCAGCCAGUCAUCCAUUAUAGGUGCUGUCAUGCUCUGGAGAUAGAGGCUACAUGGUUGGGAGAGACUUCCAUUUCAUUUCAUUUAUUGACCUCAAGGGAAGGAGAAACCCCGUCGUCUCAGGAGGAAACGGUUAAUUCAGUUGAAUCUGAAGACUCUUUCUUUCUUGAACCUACUAUAUGAAGCAUUCAGAGUCAUCAAACCCGUCCUCUUUUUAUGUCUGCACUGCACCCCGAGCCUAUCACUCCAGUUGUGACUAACUGAGGGAAAGGCUUUCUUAUCUUCUGAAAGGCCACAAUGGCUUUUCUCUUGACAAAUGAUCCCUAUCGCAGAGCUUUCAUUGGGUCUCCUCUCUGAAACUCUUGUGAUUAUUGUAUGCGCUUCUUACAGUUUGGACUUAUGGAGAUGAAAAGUUUGGAAUCACUCUAAAAGAGUAAACAUGGGGAAAAAAAGAGGGUACUAGAGUCAGAAGUAUUUAAUUAAAACGGGCCUGUCUGUGUACUGGCACAGUUGGGAAAUAUGAAAUCAACCACUUUUCUUGGCAGGCCGUCUUCAUGCAAGGCUGUAAAAUCUCAUUAUUAGUCUUCUAGAAACUCCAAGACCCAUCAAAUACCAUAUAAACAACAAAGAGUUUUUUGACAUGAACAGAAAUUUAUAUUGAUGCCUUUUCAUAAGUUUCAGAAUCAAACUAAACCAUCAGUGACAAGAUUAACAAGAUGGAAACAGGAAUUUCUAAUGUCUGAGUUGGUGCGAUGGGAGUAGUUGUCAGCCGAGCAGCUGCAGAAACAGACCUGUUUUUACAGAAAAUAUUCACAAUAAAGGAUUAAAAUUAGAUGUCUAGUAUACCUCUUUCUCACACAAGUACUAGAGACAUGUAACUCAUACAACCCCACUUAGAAAAUACUGAAGAACCAAUCAUGACCCAUCUAAAUAGACACAAGCCAAAAGUUCCUCACUGUAGCUUUAAAUACAAACUAACAAUCACCUCAUAUAAGGUUUGAGUCCUCUUCUUCAGAAGCCUUCGACAGCCUUUAAACAGUGUGGAAGCAACUUCUGUGAAAGAGAAAGAAAAGUUGUUUAGUUUUUUACACAAUGGGGUGGUGGGCUCGAUGCCAGCUCAUAAUUAAUUAAAAAUGACAAAUGGGUUUUAUUUCCCUGCCAGGCUCAACCUUUCUGCAGGAAUUUGAGCGCAGAGGAGCAUUUUCGGUGUUCGCCAGGUAAUUGCUUCAGUCUCACGCUGUCUCUCCUCUCAGAGAGCGCUGACUGCAAGAGGAUUUCUCUUCAGAAAAAAGAAAAGAAAGUCUCAGAGAGAGAGAGAGAGUGGGUUUUCUGUGGUAAUUUCAUCACACUGCAUUAGGCUGGGGAUGGUGACAGUAACAGCUUUCUGGUGAUCCAGAAGGAGCUGGGGGAUCAAAUAAUACAGUGUGAUUCUGUUGCUAUGAAGUACUUGUUUGAUCAUCUAAAACCUGAAAAUGUCAGCAGCUCUCUGCUUACAGUGAACAACAAAGAAACAGAUGGCUGAUGACAUUAUUUCCAUGACGAAUCAUAGAACAGUGUGAGACCUCUAAUGGGGGUACUUUUCUUUCUUUCUUGAAGAAGUGGUGUCUUUAAAAAGUGACAAGACUUUUGUCUUUUCUUCAAUUUAUACAGUAAAAAUAUUGCUAGAACAGUUGACGCUUCGAUAUUUGUAACUCAGACUUCUUGUCUUGAAGAAAAAUAUACAGCAUGAGUAGCGCGACACUUCUUUAAACUUUAAUUUCUUAUGUAGAUACAGAAAGAUUCAGCAUCUUAGAUCUUGACAGUUUCAUAUCUCACAAGAAUCUCAAUGUUUAUAUGCAAAAUAGAGUCAUUUUUCAACAGAGAUUCAUUGUGGAUUUGGAAACUGAGACCACAGCCCACCAACUUCAAAUAAAUCAGACAUACACCAACUGUGAAAAAUGCUAAAAUCUGGCAAAUACGGCGAAUACAAAAAAGAAAUUCAAUAGCUGACACUGAGUUAUCAACAGAUGCUGAUACUGAUGGUUAAAAAACAAAACUAGCUGAUAGUACGAUUUUAAAAGUCACAGAUACCAUUGUUUGAAUUGAAAUUUAACCCUACAGCUUGUGGAUCCAUGUGUUAUCUGUCUAUUCAAUUAUUCCAUUCAAUCUAGUAAACAAAAAACAAAAAACAAGUCAAUAUUUUGUUUAUUUGUUUUUUUGUAUAACCAAAAAAUAAAAAAAUAGAAUACACUAUUCUUUUAUUUUUUGGUUAUACAGAAAAACAAAUAAACAAAAUAUUGACUUGUUUUUUGUUUUUUGUUUUACUAGAUUGAAUUGAAUAAUUGAAUGGACGGAUAAUACACAGACCCUUGUGCUAGUGUUCAAAGCUACCUCUUGCUUUAAAUAAAAACCAAGAAUACUUAUGUUCAGAAAGUAGCUGAAAACCAAUGAGGUAUUGAGAAGAACACUUUAAAAUAUUUCUAAUACCAUUUUUUUUAAAUCAGUCAACAGUAGAUACUAAAAGUUUCAAAACAACAACUUGAGCUGGUAGCAAUACUGUUUUUCAAAAGUAACAAGUAAAUCGUUCUGAUAGUAUGUAAAAAAAUAACAGCAAAACCUGUAGCUAAUAGCUUGAUCUUAUUGCUUGUUCUUAUAAAUGUAUCAAUAAUAAUAUCGACAACAAUACAAUGAUUAAUAAACCUGCUGUGUUCUUCUUACCUGCCUUUUUUCUGAAAACGUCUCCUGCCUACUGUUGAUCAGUUCAGUAAUCUAAAUGGCAGCGACGUGGGUUCCCUUGCUUGCAUGUGCUGUUUCAAUUAUCUGAUUUGGGUUUGUAACAAAAAGACCAUAACUGAGAUUCUCAGGGAGAAAUAGCUGUUUGGCUAAUUUCUUCAACUAUGAUAGAUGAAGCUGAUUAAAGGUUACCAUGAUAGUUAAGAAAUCCACAUUAACAUUUUGAAUUUUCUCUGCUGGAGACGACGGAGGCAUAGAAAUAAGAGUUUUAACAAAUCAAAUAAAACUUUUAUCCCCGGUGACAAGGUUUCACAGAGACUGACAGCAAAUACAGUCAUGACUGACAGUGCAGUGGCAGUGCAGACAAUCAAAAUGUUCAUAUUGGAAUCCAGCACAGUGGAUAUGACACAAGAUGAGAGAUGGAAAUUCUCCAGGCGAUUCUUCUUCUGUCUCGUGGGCUUUUUUAGCCCCUUUCUCCUCUUCUAAACAACUGUCUGAAUGUGUCUUAUAGAAGCACAAUUUCAGGGACUUCUUAUCGUAAUAUGUUUUUAAAAUUCUGUGUUUUUAAAAUGUAUAAAAUCUUAAAACUGCGUGAAUAUAACCUGGAUAUUGACCCAAACCGGCACAAUAUAUAUCUGAUAAAAUAUGUAACACAAUUUAAUAUACAAUAUUCUUUAGGGAUAUAUGAUACAAUAUAUGAUAUAUGGUGUGAUUAACCAAUGGCACGAUAUACUUAUAUAUAUAUAUAUAUAUAUGUGAUACUAACCUUGACAUUUCUUGUCACCUUGCUUGCUUGAUCCUGUCGGUCGAUUCGCCCUCUAUAACGUUAGAAGGAUCCGAAAAAGCUCCUGGUACAGGUUCUUGUAAUAUCACACAUUGACGACUGCAACUUCUUACUGGCAGGCCUCCCCUGAGUGCACAGAAUUAGCUUCCAGAAUUAGCUAUCAUCAAAUAUGAAGUCCUACUUAUUACCUACAAUACUGCAACCACCUAUAGCCCCUCAUGCAGGUCUUCACCCCCUUCAAUGAAAGGUUCUCUCAUCACAACAAGGCCCUGAGUCACAAACUAGACUCUUCUCCUCUGUUGUCUCUCGGCGGUACAACGACUAAAAUAAAUGUCCCCUUAUAUUUCAAGAGAAUAGUGAUGAUGAUGGUGGUAAUGAUGAUGAUAGAUGGUGACAACGAUGACAGUUUCAUUGUGACUUGAGUCACUAUCGUUGACAGGUUGACGUUGGUUAUACGUUACCUAGAAAAAAAGGAAAAAGAAGAAAGUGUAUGUCCUGUUGCACUUAGAGCAGUUUUUGGCACAUAUACAGUGUUACAAUGGGACAGUGUCAUUUAGCAGAGGAAACAACAUGACACAAUAUAUGAUCCAAAAGUUGUCCAGUUUGAAAAAUAUCACUCCUCUGACUUUACUUUCCCGUGUUUAUCAGAAUGAAUGGACAGAAGCAGUGGACACGUGUGGCCGUGAUGGCGCUCCUGGUGCUAACGGUGAUGGCAGCUGAAGGUGGAAAAGCAGAAAAACAAGGUGAGGUCAGAAAUGGUUCUUCUUCUUCUUCUUCUUCUUCUUCUUCUUCUUCUUCUUCUUCUUCUUCUUCUUCUUCUUCUUCUUCUUCUUCUUCUUCUUCUUCUUCUUCUUCUUCUUCUUCUUCUUCUUCUUCUUCUUCUUCUUCUUCUUCUUCUUCUUCUUCUUCUUCUUCUUCUUCUUCUUCUUCUUCUUCUUCUUCAGUGUAUUAAAAUAAAACAGGAGCAUCCUGGUGUUUUCUUACAAACUAAAGUACCUCCCAGCUUGUUUAUUCCUUUAACAAUAUAGCAUGUAACUGAGGAAAAAAUUGUAAUAAGGGAGAUGUUUCUCCAGCAGUGGGUGAUGGAGGAGCAGUAUCUGCCAGUUAGCCUAAAAAGUACUCCUCCCUAAUGAAAUGGCACACAGUUCUACUCUGUAAUAAUGGCUGCACUGUGAGAGAUGUCCUUCUUAACAACUUAUUUAGUUGGACACAACUCCAAACCAAAAUAUGAAAAUGAAAAAAUAGCCUCUGGGGUUGAAGUAAUUUGUCUCCUUUGAGAACUUAGCUGAACAAAUAGCAGUAUCUUGCGAGAGAGGCUAAAUAAGUUCGAUAAAUCCCACUUGGGUAAAGAAAACAACAUUUAGCCUAAUUUAAAUUCCAGCAAAAAAGUUCAUUUGCAUUGGAAAUUAGCACAAGCACCUAAACCAAUUACAUCUGCCUUGGAAUAAUUUGAAAAAGCCCAAGAGGGUACAAUACUUUUAUAAACACUCCAUGUUGCAAUUUCCACUUCUUGUUUUAUUAAAAGCUGAGACUCCAACAUUUUUUGUUUAUCCAGAGCUGUGGAUUUGAGACUUUUAAGUCGUGUCAGAUGCUGAACUUUAAUGAGCUCCUAAAACUCGGCUGCUCGGGGACAGAACUUUCUCUACUCCUCAAAUACAUGAAGUGAUGCUUGAAAUCUAAGCGGAUUAGGUGAUAGACUGUCUAUAAGAGAGGGGUGUAGCCAAGCUGGUGUCUACCACUGGUUUGGAGCCUUUUCAUUUUGAAGCCACAAGUUUGGCCUUUUUGGACAAGAGGUUUUACAUGAAGUAGACUGGCAAAAAGAGAGAUAACAGCACACACCAGCACUUGAGUGUUGGGAUGAUCCAAAGCAGCAAAUUUACGGAAACUCAAAUUCUGCCAAACUGACUAGUUCAAAGUGAAGACAAUACUUUGAAAACAGCCAAAAUACAGCCAAAUUGCUGUGUAAUUUGUCAUAAAUUUACAGUUUAUCAAACAUAUCAUCAUAGAGUCUCUGGGUAGACUGGUCUAAUAAGUGUGGCUAAUGAUAGCAGAGCUAGAACCACCAGCUUUUGCUUCCCCUUUAAGGUUUAAGUCAACACACAUGCUGACGAUGCAUUGAUCUACUUGAGAGUUUAUACGAAAUACUGUCAAACUAUGCCAUGCUCAGAGAUACCAUCUGUCAUCUGUGCUUGUUUACAUGAGGAUAGUAGAGCAUGAUAGCAUUAAGGCAGCACCCAUUCACUUGAGUAACUUCCCUGGGUAGUGGUAGGACACAAUAUUCCACAAGCAUGUAGAGUCUACAACUGAGAAAGUUAUCAUUUUAAUUCUGGUCGUAAGUGGAGGACGGUAAAAGUGGCAGAAAUGAGUUUCCUCCCAAGGGUGGCUUGGUUCAGCCUUAGAGUUUAGGUCAUGAGCCUGAUCAUCUGGGUAGAGCUCAGAGUAAAGCUUUGCAUCAGAAGUAGUCAGUUGAGGUGGUUCUGGCAUUUGAUAAAGGAGGCUCCUGGACACUGUCUUAUUGAGGUGAUCCAGACCUUUCCAACUCUGAGGAAGCCCUGGGGUUCACUCUGGGGAUUUUAUUUCAUAACUGGCUAGGCAAUGACUCUGGACAUUCCUGGAGCUUGAAAAUAUUUCUUGGGAGAGGGAUGUCUGCGUGGACUUGCUCAGAUUGCUGCCAUCCCAUCUUGACCCUGGAUAAGCAGAAGAACAUGGAUGAUUGGAUUAGACUUAAUUUUGAUGCCAGUCAGGCUAAGGUGACAACACACAAUCUUAACCUGAAAGUACUUUAUAUUUGUGCAUAGUGUCACAGGGUUAUGAAAGUUGAAGAACGAAGAACUUCUAUGUACCAGGCUAAGUCUCCCCCUGCUGGCCAAAGGAAAGAAUAAAGACUUGAAGAGCUUAAUAUAGCAGAUUGAGAGACCCUUGUUACAUAUUAAACAAGUGUUUUAAGUUUAUACAAGUUUAUUUAUGCUUAUGCUAUUUAUUGGAGGUGGUCUCAGCCAUGUAUGAAAAAAAGCUUUUAAGGAAGUUACUUUAACAAAGCUUUGUAACUGCACCAUGCUCGUAAAAUAAUAAUACAUGUCUCAGACUUGCCACUCUCGAUGAGUCUUAACAGUUCUUUUAGUUACCCUGAGACUUGACAUUUACUCCUCUGUUGGUUAUUCAUUAAUGGUGUAUGUUCGGUCUAACAGGAAAGAAGGAGCGCAAGUCGGACUGUGGGGAGUGGCAGUGGAGUGUGUGUGUAGCCAACGAAGGGGACUGUGGACUCGGCACCAGAGAGGGGACACGCACCGGCACUGACUGCAAGCAGACCAUCAAGACCCAACGCUGCAAGAUCCCCUGCAACUGGAAGAAGAAGUUCGGCGGUGAGGAAAGCGUGUCAAGACUGGACCAGAUUUCUUGUGCGCAUGUUUAUAAGGGUCUACUUUUCGGAUGAUUGUUACAUAAUCUAAGAGCGCUGAAAUACUUAGAAAGCCCCACUCCUGUCCCUCACACCAGCACCUCCCCAUGAUGUAUGCGUGCCUGUCAUUCACGCAAACAAUAGUCCCAUCUUCACAAUGGGAAUGAGUAAGCUAGCUAAUUAGAGGUACGACAGAAAUGUCUGCUGAGGAGGUGAUACAUGGCGGUGGAAAACACAGGAAUAAUCAUCCUUCUUUGUCAUCUGUUUUGGGGCUCCAGCCUUCACAGCUGAAAUGUCUCACUGUGACAAGCCUCAGGGACUUUUGUUCCCCCAGUACGGCCUGUCAGGCAGGGCCCUGCUGCUCUGCAAUGGGCCUGUCAGGAGUGAUGAACACAGUGCAGGAAAUAAUGGUCCCGCUAACUGGCUGUAUAGAUUAGAGCAGUGAAAAGUUUGGAGUAAGUGGCAAAGUUACAUCCCCCUGUCCUUUUAAUCAUGGAUAGUUCCCCCAAAAAAGACACAGCCAAAAGUAACUCACAUUUUUUUGUAUGUUGGAGCUAAUAUUUUUGCUUAUCUUGAUAUUUUGGCAAUGAAAAUAUUUGGUAACCACACUGUACAAAUUGCAUCAGAAAAGUAUGAAAACGAAUCUUCACCCUGGCAGCCAAAUCUAGAUUCAGAUGUAACGCUUUCUAUCCUGUGUCAAUAAUAUAAAGACUGUUUCGCUAUGGGGUUUAAGUACAGCGACAUUGCACAUUGCAGUGGUGAACUUGGGGGCGAUUAUUGUUUCCUCGGUCCCCUUAUGUCUUAAAAAGUGUUGCAUAAGCUCCCCCUAGAUGCCCAUUCAGAAUAUGAAUUAUAAAAAAGUGCCCUCUGAAUGUCCUUUCAGUGAAAUAAACAUCAAAAUACAGCCAUCUGGAUGAACUUCCACUGUAUAAAUCAAAAAAGGAUACCAAGGCUACACUUCUAGUGGAUGAAAUGUUAAAACAGGCCCGGUGGAUGCCCUUCCAGUCUGAAAUGCCCCCUGAUUUUCUUUUAAAGACAUAAUUUGAAAACAGAUCUCUCUGCAUGCCCAUUCGGAGUAUAAAUCGCAAAAAAAAUGCCACAUGGAUGAUAAAAAAUCGUGAAAAAAUACUUGCAGUUCUCUAAUUUACUCUUCUCACAUCGCAGUGGAAUAAAGAGUGACUCAAGUAUGAAGUAGGUUGGACUCAGUUAUGUACACAAGGGCAGGGUUGAUGCACACCUGAGAGCCUGGACUCAAUUAUUAAAGAGACAAUCACUAUUCUUAUCGCACCGAUCCAGAUAAAAGGGACCAACCUCAAGUGUACGGUAAAAAGUAAUUUCAACCCCAUUACAUACAAUAAAAAGCUUCACACAAACACGUUUCAGACCAUCAUGGGUGUUUGUCAUCCUUUUUAGGACCGUACACUUAACGGCAAUAAAGGGACACUUUAGUAAACCUCAUUUAUUUUUCAUUGUAGACCGUUAAUGGGUUUCUCUACAACUGACCAUAGAAAUACUCACAAAGGGAAUGUAUAAACACAAACCCCAAGACAAAAAGAAAUGACGCUUUAAAGUGAAGAGGUGGAAGAAGACGAUAGUAAAGGGCGACUCCGCCUAAUUUACUGACUGACUCUUCUUGGAUCAAAGUCAAAAAGAUGAAUCUGUCGUACGAUAUAUAGUAGAAAUAAGAAAACAUGUACAUUGUCGAAAAGUAUGGGGAUUAUUUCAGAAUAAUGAGAAACUGGAGGAGAAUCUCUGCAGAUUUGGGACAAGACUGAUAACCAAUACUGGAUGGCAGGGAUAUUUGGGCCCUCGGUUGGCCCUGAAUUUGAAACAGACACAAAUCUCUGCAUGGACUGAAAAGGACUCCAAAGUUUUUGAAAAAGACUUGGGUUACAACUGUUCUAAAAGGGAAAUCAUAUAUAACCAUAAUCCUGAAACCCUCUGACCUAAACUGGUGUGGGAUAGACUGAGGCAAAGUGGAAAACUAUGUUGUGGUUUGUUGAAACAAAAUUUGACAAUCUUUUUGGAAAUCAUGGACUAUGCUGGUUACAUGGUAGAGAAAAUCGAAUUCCAAUCCCAUUAUUCAAUCAAUCAGAGUUCUCUGACUCCAAACGGAGUUCUCAAACUCUGAUUAUAGUCGGACUAAGGUGUUUACAUGCACUUCAGUUGUCCGGUCUUAAUCGGAGUAAGGCAAUAAUUCGGUUUUCUCGAGUGUUAUGUAAACGUACUGAGUGAAACAUGAGGGAAACAGAGUCAGACACAAACUGAAAACUCAAAAGACAAGACAACAGGGGAACAGAAAUUAUAGGGAAAAUACACUCAAAUCACUGGGAAACACUCAAUAAACAGAACGUAUCAUGACGGUCUCAAGGCGUGAAGAUAACAAAUAUGAGUAUUGGACCCAGAUGGGCUUCAUCCAUACACAUCAGGAGCCAUUCAAGAUCUCCUCUGGACUUGUGUUUACCAAAGGCAGGACCAGAUUCCAUUAGAUCACAUCCUCCUGUCAUUCUGAACACUUUCAUAUGACUGUUUAGGUUCAGGGUCACUGAUGAGUGCCUGUAUAUACAUGCCCACCAAUUUUUGCUUACCUUCUCAUGAAACCUCAGUGAGGACGUGGACUGCCUGCCAAAAACCCCAGAAGCCCAUGUGGGAAGCUCUCACUCUGAGACAAAUUAUGGAAGCACAGGGCUUUAAAGUUGGAUUCUCAGGAAGUCCCUGUAGGUUUAUUGCAACAAUAGCACUGUCACUCCCUCUCCCCUCACCCCUCUCCCCUCCUCUGAUGAGCACCCUGGGAUCUCAGAGGCACUGACAAGAGGUCCGACGCUUUCAUGUGAGAGGAAGCUAAGGAAUGAGUGUCACAGCCUCCAGGGAGCCCGGCUGGAGCAGCAACAAAAUAAUGGAGGCAGAUAUGAGGGACGUACUGUACACAAACUCACACUCUAGUGCACAAACACACACUUCUAACACGUUUCUUUUAAUAUACACCAACCGCUGCUGCCGUUUUCUAGAGCAACCCUGCAUCCUCUGGGGGUUUGUUUAAGGUGGGUUAAAUUUAAUAUCAAAUAAAAGCACAUAUGUGGAGUUUAUUUGAGGCUCUGCUCAAAGUGUGUCCUGCUGCUUUAAUCAUUUGUUUCCAUUUACUUCCUGGCUGUUUCUGAUUAUGUGCAUGUGCUGGUAAUUCUCAUCGUAUAGGAAGUAUAAUAUAAAAACUGAAACACCAUCUGUUCUCGUUAGCAAGAACCUAUAAGCAUCUUUUAUUCUAAUAAAAGCGUCCUCUAAUGAGUUUUCAGCAGGACUCUUUGGAUCUUGGACAGCUUUUAUAGAUAUAAAAGAAGAUAUGAGGGAAGUCAAUUAACAGCGCUCAUCAAACAGCCAUUCAAAACGGGCUCAAGAGGCUUGUUUCAAUGACUGGUUGUGACCGCCUACUUCUAGAAACAAAUAUAGAAGCUGCAAGUCAUCAUCGUAGAAGGUUUUCUGCUUGAUCGCUCCCACACUUUGCCUUCUCGGAGCUACUCCACCAAACAAAAGCGUCUAAUUAAGUAUCUGAUUUCAUUGUGCGCCACAGGAGAAUGCAAGUACGACUUCCAAGCUUGGGGGGAGUGUGAUCUGGCGACCGGCAAGAAGAACAGGACGGGUGUGCUGAAGCGAGCGCUCAUGGAUGCGACCUGUGCCACCACCGUCACAGCUACUAAGCCCUGUGGGAAAAUCCCCAAGACCAAGCUGCAAGGUAAAUACAGAGGAGUGACUCUUCAGUAGAUAAAACACAACUCACCACAGAGGACGUGUUCAGUCUCUCCACAGUAGGGGGGUACACAAGUCCUUCUGAUGAGUCAGUCUGUCCGCAAAAAAGGACACAAGGUGGAGAGAUGACAUUUUAUGUUCAUUAUGUAAUCCAAUAAAAGAAAUGUGAGCCACUGUCAAACAGAUCUGAUCACCUCAACCAUACAAGGCUCUCUGCUUCUUCCUACUGCUAAACCUUUGGAACCUUCGGUGGAGAUGACACUUGUAAAUAAUUGUAAAUCAAAAGUUCAUCUUCAUUUCCAAAAAAAAAAAGAGUUACUGGUUUUAGAGGGGACCUACACCUGAUCGAUGUUAGCCAGCAGCAGUUCUUUGUAGCCAAACUUGGCUAUCAAAUUCCCUCCAACCUGUUUUUUAAAAGCUUUUAUCUCUUUUUAGAUCAAUAAAGUCUAUAAUAAAAGUUGUGACGAAAUUCCAACACUUAACUGAAAUAUCACUCUUGUUUACUGGCAAAGUUACAGCUCCCCUCAGCUUCUUAGCAUUGUUGUCUUUUGGCUCAUUUGUUAAGACAAAAACUUAAAGGGAUAUUCCAGUGUAAAGUUAAGUUAGGGUCAAACACACCGUAACACCGAGUUAGACACCCCGUCGAGAGAUGAAGGUUUGUUCAGACAAAAAUCACCACCCCUGUACAGCUGCUAUGUGAAAAUGACUGAAUUUCAUACCAAACAGUGUUAAUUGAACUUAAAUGUAAAUAUGUUUAAUUUUAAUGUGGAAAUUAGUGUUUUAACAUGGGACCUAAUGAAGAUUAUUUGUUUUUUGGAGCUAGCCCCAAGUGGACAUUUAAGGAAUUGCAGCUCUUUUUGCACUCUCAAAUUAGCUUCAAUAUUCAACACUGUUGGUUGCUGCUUAGACAUUUACUUUAACUAUGUAAUUUCAAUAAACUAAAUAAACUUUAUUGAUGACUAAGUAGUUCAUGGGCUUUAUAAUCCAGGGCACAAUUCAUUAUACUUUGGAAAGGAACAAACACUUCCAGCUGUUACACACACAGCCAAAGAAAUGUCUUAAGGUGAGUUUGUAUCAAAGCUGAGACCAGAGACCAAACAAAGAACCAAAGUACUGACAUAAAAGGAGAAUUGUUCCUUGACUUUCUUGCACUGUCAGAUCAUUGUAAACAGUUUCUCGAAAUGUUAGAUUAGCUGCUUUACUGAAUUAAUCAUGACUGAAGGGAUGUUUACCACAUGGAUCUCUCAGUUUCUUCAACAUAACUUCUGAUACUCAGUGUGACAAGCCUGUAUAUUUUAUUCUCUUUGAAAUAUUCAGAGCUUCAACCCACAGGUCGAAAACCUGGAAAAAGAAUCUGGAUUUCAUUUGAGAUCAGCAUCAGAUUGUGUAUCAAAGAGGGAGAACUUUCUUUAUCCUCUUUGUGGUAAUAGCUGUGCAUGUUCUGUAGAUAUUUAUCUCCUUGUACACGUCGAGUUGAUUGUAUCUCGGCUCAAUCCGACAAACCCUUGCAAAUGAUGUUAAUCUCAUGCUAAAGCAGCUGUUAUUCACAUUCAGACUCAAUCCUCCGUCAGCCUGAUGAAAAUCCACCUACUUAAGUGCUAAGUUGAAGCGGUGAUUGACAACGUUAAGGCAAGGGUGAAGAGGUUAACUCGCUAUUCAACUGUAAUUACAUGCUUUGAGUUUUCAUCUGUCAUUUCAAGUAAGAUCAAGUUCUUUCGUCUGGUUAUUGGGAAACUGGAGUUGACGCAAGAUUUAAACAAAUUAGGGAAUAUUAGAGGGGUAAGCAUGGUGAAUAUAUUCGGUUUUCUGUUUAACUGGUGAUAAGAAAACACUCGAUUCAUUCCAACUGAGCCCAUGUCCUUUGUUAAUAUGGCAAACAAGUAUGUAACUGACCCGCUGUGAGUGUCCCAUUGUCCAAACAGGAUUAUAAUUAGAGCAGACUGGCAGCCAGUGGCCAUAAACUGCAUCCUUAUCUCCCUCUGCAGAUGACAUAUGUGCACACAAGGUUUGCGCAUGGAGUUUGCUUAACCUUACUGUCACUUCAUCCAACAGUGACAGUCCAACAAAACCUCCAAAAUUAUGCUGAUAAGACUAUACGGACACUUCAGAGAUAUUAUGUGCUACAGGAUGUCUGCUUCUGUGUUUGUCUUCAGAUUUUUAUGCCACACACUGUAUUUGACUUUCAAAAGCAGAGUGUGUUUAACCUUCACUCAGAAGCUCAUCUUUAAUGUGCGAUGACGGGAAGCUUCUGCAGGAUACCUACUGUACUGACCAUCUGUUAUUUUCACUUGCAAAUAUAUAGUUCAUGAUGACGCUGUUCAAAUAUUGGAAGCUGGAAAAAUUGAAUCUAAAGUUGGAAGAAGUGAAUUAAGAAGUCCUGAUCAUAUAAUUUGUAAAGACAGUCAGUAAUUACUUGAGAAAGUGGUGAAGACCUCUUGCUGCCUCGAUUGUCAGCCAUUUAUUCUUCUUGUCUUUUGAAAGGACAGUCACAAAGGUAAUUUGAUUUUAAGUGGUUUUCCAGGUGGAGGGGUGGUUAGUCUAAUGUAUGUCUGUCCAUCAAUCCUGUCAUCCUCUACAGCACCGUCUUCCCGCUUCAUCCCAGUUGUAAAUUGCAGGUUCUUUGUCCUUUUUUUUUUGGACUCUUUUACGUCAGCAGAUAAGUGUUGCUCUCAGAGUCGCCACAGAUUUCCACAAGUCAAAUUUUAGGCUUAGGACUUUUUUAAGACCACAAUGAAUACAAUUAAUGACCUAUUUUACAUCCUUAUUGGCAAAAUAGUACAAAAGACAUGACUGAAGUUGAUACAUUUGUUUUAAAUAAAAGUAACGUAAAUACAUUUUAUGGAUCUUUCUAAAUCGUUUAAGAGAUUUUAAGAGAAUUUUAGAUAUUUUAGACAUUAAAGGGAUAUUCUAGCAUAGAAAUAAUUUAGGGUCAAACACAUUACAACACCGAGUUAGACACCCCCUUGAGAGAUGAAUGUUGCCGACCACUUGCUUCUCUAGUUAUACCAACUUUAGUAAUGACCACACGAUAGCAAUACACAGUGGUCUCAGGAGUCACACACACACCUAAUCCAAAACGCUACUUUAUAGCCACAAAUAAUGCUCAGAACAGCACCUAACUUCAUCAACAGUACAUAUAGGGUCCCAGCCAUAGCACUAGCCACCACACAUCUUUUAGCUUUGCCUGAUUUCUUUCACAAAGAGACUAAACACAACUCACCUACUCUCUUCCAGCAGCCGCUUGUUUGUAGCGAGACCUCAGGCCAGUCCAUUACGACUGCUGUGGGGAGACACAGCUCAAGGAAGAACAUUUAUGAUAAUUUCUUCAUGGAAAUACAAUCAGACCGAGACGCUAAGGCGGAAGAACUACGGCGUCUGCAGUGCAAAAUGAUAAAUAUGAUGAUUAUUACUUAAAGAAAUGAUAAAGAAACAAGUGUCUGAUGGAAGAGAGUAGAUGAGUUGUGUUUAGUCUCUUUGCUAAAGAAACCAGGCAAAGUUACAAAGAUGUUUGGUGGCUAGGACCCUAUAUGUACUGUUGAUGAAGUUAGGUGCUGUUCUGAGGAUUAUUUAUGGCUAUAGAGUGGCGUUUUGGUUGAGGAUUGUUUAUGGCUCCUUAGACCGCUGUGUGUUGCUAUUCUGUGGUCGUUAAAGUUGGUACAACUAGAGAAGCAAGCAGUGGGCAACAUUCAUCUCUCGACGGGGUGUCUAACUCAGUGUUACCGUGUGUUUGACCCUAAAUUAAUUUUACGCCGGAAUAUCCCUUCAAAUUCUAGCUAUUGGAUUGCAGAUGUUUUAAGACUGUUUGAGACCCCCGUGAUGUUCCUGAGCGGCUCAUUUCAGGUUGUUUCACGUCUUUGAUUCAAUAGCUUAUAAUCUGACUUACUGACUAGAAAAGCAUUGAGGAAAUAGGAUCAAGUACAGUUUAUUUCACAAAGUCUGCAGUUAACUCUGUGUAACAUGUCUAUAUAAACAUAUGCCAUGAAUAACCUUUCUUUCUCUGAUUAAACAGCCUUAAAGAUUUCAUCUUGGUGAUUAAAAAGUAUAACUGUAGUAAAAGGUCAAAGGUCGUAUUGACACUAUUUAAUGGAGGGAUUCAGCUCAAUGCCGACCAAUAAUUGAACAAGUCUGCUAGAUUGCAUAGAAAUCCAAGAAAAUCCAUGAAGAAAGACAAAUGAGUGUUCCAAUUAAAACCUCAUUAGAGGACAGACGAACGCUUCGACACUACACUUCGAUUAUUCUGCUUUUCAACUUUAAUUUGUCAUGUUUCAUCAUGCAGGAAAAUUGAUGCAGAUCCUUAAGUUUUUAUGUGGAAUUGCAAACGAUAAGGCAGGUAUUCAUGUCCGAUAGCCCCGUGUAUGCAUGCAAGAGCAAACCUGUCCUUGUGUGUAAUGCCGUGUUCCCGCACAAAUCAGUUCUAAUGAAGGCCGGAUGUGUGGAUGUAGAGUGACAGAGGUGUGAGCACGGAGGGCAACACAGAGGCAAAGUGAGGAUGACAGCGGCCGAGAUGAGAGGAGGCAGUCGGGGAGAGAAACUUGCCACCUGAUUGCAAAGCGAUUUCCCAUGUCUGCCAGUUGGAAGAUAAGCCUUAGGAAGCAAAGGGGGUUAGUGAGAGAAAAGAAAGCACAAUGAGGUGUGCACAGGAAGGAGAAUUGUGUGUGCUUUCUGUGUGUCAGGGGAUGGCAGCGAUACAGUCCACAGCAGCGGGAUCACAGGGCUUAUGGGGGAAAAAACUGGAGCGACUUAGAGGCUAUCUAUCCCGCAGCUUGGAGCAGAGAUCUGCACGGCCAAAUCUGCAAUUCUGAACACCAGCUUGGCUUUGGGAGAUAGGUGGGUUUCCCCUGACUGCAGCAGGUUGUUGUGACGGAUGUAGCAUCUGUCAUUUGCAGAUUCCAGAGGAGACAAUGCUACAAGGCGUCUCGGGAGCGAUCCAGGAGUCAGAGUUGCGUGUCUUUGCACGAGCGAAACACAAGAACCCCACAGAGCCGUAGAGGGAGAACAAAGAGUGACAGAAAUGAAACAUUAUGAAUGCCUGUGGAAAGCUCCAGGUCCCCGCCUUCUCUUUCAGCAGAACAGGAGCGAGGAGCGAAGGGAGGGGAGUGUGAGGAUGCCAGAGGUGAUUUCAGGUUAAACAAAAGACUUUGCGGAGAUUAAAUCGCUUCAAACUAAUUCGGAGAUGCCACAUUUGUUUGGUUGGAGAUCAGAACACCACCUGUCACUGCUGAGUCAUUCAAUCAGAGUCACACUGUAGAUAUGCUUCCAUAUAGAGGCAGAGAAAUUGCCUUGCCUGUUAAAUGAGGAACAGAAAAGUGAAAGUGUUGAAGCUGGCCUUUCAAACUUUUUAGAUAAAGGUUGCUGAAGCUUCUUUUUAUAUACUUAUAGAUACUUUCCCCUAAAGCAUACCUGACAGACUUUCCCUGAUCAGACGAAAGCAGGAGGCAAACUCAUCCUUGUCUUCGAUCGAGGGGCGGAAAAUACUGUCAUUUCUUGUGCCAUUACAUAACACAGACUCACUUUUUAUACCUUUUUUUGCAAAGAGAAGUGAUCUAAUGUGUUGCAAAGUUGGUGCCGAGUGUAUUAUACUCAUGCAUUUUAAGAAAAUGGUGAGGCAAUUCUAAGUAAAGAAACGUUGCUGUUACAUUUCUGCAAGUCAAAUGAUGUGAAGGACAGGGGUCACGGAUAGGGAAAGUAACAAAAGGAAAAUCUGAACCUUCAAACAAAACAAAAAAUAAAGCUUUUGGGUUCUUAAAGGCAGAGUGGAGUUAUGCUUCCCGACAACUACCCUCUAAUUUUGCCAAAAGUAGGCAAACCAAAGUAAAAGGCCUCGAACAGAGGUAGAAUCGGUGGGGAGAAAACACCAAGUACAAAAAAAUCUCCUUCUAGAUCAAAACCUCACAAAAACUACAGGAUUUACCCUCCUUCCCUCAAAACUCAACCACUUUCACACACUCUCAAACACACAAACCAAGAGAAACCAACUGAAGGUGUUGGCUCUUUGGUGAUACACACCUAACUGAGUGAAAGAACCUCCUUUUAUAGACGACCCAGGCUGACGAGCACCAGCUGAGGGCAAUUAGGACAGGUGAGCUGAGUGAGAGGCUCGUUAGACAACAAAUGACCAGCAGAGGGGGGUGCUGUGAAUUAGUCACGGGUGUACCUCACAACUCUGAACACUACAGUAGACUGAGCUGAGUUACCGUACAGAGGGUAUGCAGGGAGGUGAGAAUAGAUGAUACAAAUAAAAGCUACACAUCUGCAUCAAAACAGCACAUUGCUGAACACAAUUACAGCCUUUACACAGGAACACCGUUGAAUUAGUCUUUUUUCAGGUCCCUCAACCCCACCCCUUCAACUUCUAUUCUUACAUACUUACAUUCACGGUAAUUGACCAGCUGGCUGUUAACUAAGUUCAACUGCGGAGGACUACUUUCGUACGAGUUUAAACUUUAUCUUACAAGAUUUAAAAAAUGAUUUGUGUAAAAUCUUUGAUAAUAAGAGGUUUUCAAAGAAUGGUUUAGGAGAACAGCUGUGUAUUUUUCUUUUUUUUCUGCACUGUUACAGAGUGAUAGCGACUUAUUUCGACAAAACAAAGAUCGUUUUCUCGUGAUAACAAAUGAAUAAUGUGUCAGCCAUUGUUACGUUUGUUGGCCGAUUCACGCAUGGCAGUGCUGUUAGCAUUUUCAUUGAAAACCCUGGCUUGCUGUUGACAGCAGUGGCUCUGCAUUUUAAGAAAUAUCCCAAUCUGGAGAGCGUCUUUAAAAGUUACCAUAAUAGGUUCGCUUAAACGCCAUUUCUAUUAUCAUGAGACAACUAUCUUCGUUAUAUCGAGAUAAGUUGUUAUCAGGAGAUAACAGUUAAUAAAAAAUAGAAAAAUCCAUAGCCGAUGUGGUUGUAUGUACAGAUGAGUUUUGAGGCUGACUCAAAGACAGGGAACCCCCCUCAUGGAGCCCAGACGCUGGUGCUGGUGGUGAUGGAUGCGGGAUGUAAUGAGGGGUGGACAGCUGAAGAACUAAACCCUGACACUGAUGAUAAGGUGUGGAUGUGAUUAAGUAGGAGGGUCACAAUAAUCUCAUUGGGGUUUGCAUCAGCUUGGACAUAUACCAUCAUGAAAAUUACAUAUUUUACAUAUUCUGAGUAUGAAGCAAGAACUGGUGACAGUAGGGAGUGAUAAAUAAGGCCUGAGAAAUGUCUCAUUUUUAACAUUUUGAAGGCAUGAUAGUUGAUUGAUUUUCGAUUUUCUGGUUAUAAUGAGAUUGAAGUUGUUAAAACAAACACACAUACAUCAUCUGAUGACCUAACUUUCUGUGGUAAACACUUAUCGGCAAAGAAAUGCAGAUGUGAAGUAAGGUGAAGCAUAUUAUGAAUCUACGGGGGUAGACCUCACCACCGCAGUCGAGUGGAUGUUUUUUCUGACAGAGCAAAUAGCAGAAAGGUCAGAUUCAGUUUCUGAGCCAGUUUCUGUAUGCUGUCAGUGUGUUUUGGCUCAGACCAGACUGAAGCUGGAGAGCGCAGCAGCGGCCUGAUUAUGAGUCAGAGACAGAGCUGAGAGCCAGCGGUGUCAUGGAAUGUGCAAAUGUUAAAGAAAGUACUGCAGCCCGGUGAUAGAGUCCCCAUCUCAUACGUGAAGCAGAUACAGUAGAGCGAGAGAGAGAAUCAGUCUCUUCAUCUUCCUCCCCGGAGGGGCGCAGAAUAUGCUGACAAAAACAACACGGGAAAAGGAAAAAAAAAGAAAAGGAAAACAAGCAAACAAAUGGGAUGGAAGAGCAAUUUCCACAUUUGCAUGGGUGUGAAGGCUGUGCACGUCAGUAUGUUAAUGCUCAAGGAAGUCUGCAGCAGAGGUGACAGGAACAGAUUUUCUUGUAGUGCACAGUCAGAAUGUUAAAAAGGUUGAACUGGAUUUUAUCUUAUUGGCUGAGCAUACCUAGUCUCUGGAUUUCUUAAGAGGAUUUAUAUGUUUUAGAAAUGCGAAAAUAUGUGAGAAUGUGAAGUUUCUUUCACUAAUGAUCAUGUUGUAAAAAACAAAAACUGCUUGUUUGUUAGUACAUUCAAAUAAAAGGUAACCUACAAAGAAAGUUUAGCAGAUAACCAAUCAAUAAGCUUUGCAAUUUAGCAGAAACUAUUAGAAAAAAACAGAUCAGGCUUUUAAUUUGAAAAGGUAUUCAAGAAGUUUAACCAUAUUUUAUAUUUGGGAAGUCUCAACGAUGACACAAAUAUUCUUUACACAAGGUCGAUAAACCGUCUGUUCUGGCUGGUAGAUGCAGGCGGCUCACAGUAAAAAUGGGCAAGUCCUCAACUUUUUAGAUGGCUUUCCCGCCAGCAGACUGAAGACUUACUGACAUGCUCACUGGAAAUGAAAAUAAAGCCUUUGCUGUGUGUGUAGCAGGAGGAAUGUAGAGUUUCAAGAUAGAGAAUGUGUACUUUCGCCCCUGCCUUUUUUAAUUUAGGAGAUAUGAUAACUGAAUUUGUGUGUUAGAACUUUUAGUCAAAUUUUUAGCUGACUAAAUCAGGUUACAAAUGCUUUAACAGGGUUUUCUGUAUUUAACUUGUCCAACAUAACCCUCUCAAGUUGACUUUAAAUGUGAGCUUUUUGGAGUGGCAGAGGAUCACGUCAGGGUGUUUCCUCUUGAUCGUAGAGGAAACGCUGCUCAAAUUCUGAUUUUAGAGAAAGAAGCAUAAACAGAAAAUGACAAAGAUUAAAUUCCCUCCAUGAUCAGCAUUUGGCCCAUAAAUGACUCACGUUGAUCUGGACAUUUUAACUAAAAAAAAAAUAAAGCUUUGAGAUGACGAAUGAAUAUUUCGUGGUUGAGCUAAAUUCCAGUUGGCUGCUGGUCAUACUGGCAUUUAUCAAACGACGCACGAGGUCGCCCACGUUAAAGGGCGAACAUUAUUCAAAAGUUUGGGCAAAGUUUUGAGUUCGAUUACCGCCUCAAUUUCUCCCAACGACAGCAGGGCUCGACAAUGUGAAUUUGGUUGACAGGUUUUUAUUUUAGUAGGAGCCUGAGGUGGUCCCAAGUUAGAGCACGGUGGUGUGAUGAAAAGUCAAUACCAGAAAUCUGAAAAGAAAUUAAGCCAUAUUUUUUCCAUAACUUUAAGAACAUUUUAACACAUUUAGCUGUGAAAUGUCUUAUAAAUCCAGCUAUUCUAAUCCACGUUAAUUCAAGUCCCAUUUUUGGCCACCUUACUCUAAUUUUUAGCUGACAAAACCUCAUUACAUUUUAGUCUAAUUUACAUAAAUGAGUCACUAUAAUAGAUCACUUGCUUUUAAUAAGAUAGUUAAGUUCAGACUCCCCCUGCUGAUCUGCUAAGGUAAGAAAAGCUCAUUUACAUACAGAUGACAGCAUUAUUUGUUAACUUCAUGCAAGUGACGUCAAAACGUUCGUCCAGCAACAGGGACAAGCUUCUGGAUGCCGAAUAAAACUCUUUUUUUGCAUAAAUUUAUUACCUGCAAACUGUAAUCUACAUAUUCAACCAUGAUGUUGUGCACUGGGGCGUGCUAACACAUAAGGGAAGGCUAAUAUAACUGUCGAUCAUAUGCCAAAAGAAAUGGAAAGAAGGCAGUCGAUGACCAUGGCCACGCAACGGAAGAUUUGCCAACCAUGUGACCCUAAUGGUUCAUAAGUUAACUGAUUUCCAGUGUUUACAUAAUGGCUGUCAUUUACGUCAGUCACAUGACUGGUCACACAUUCAUAAACAUGUUACCAGCCAUUUUCAGGUCUCAUCUGAUAUCAAAUUGCAGCAAAAAUGGUUUUAUUAGUGAGCAGGGCAUCAUAGUCACUGACAAAAUACUAAAACGUGUAAUCAUAAGUAGAAUUAUCUCACAAGCUUAUCUUGACAACUACACAGCAAUUUUAGAUUCACAGGCUUUAUGGUAUCCCUUUAGAGGCUGUUACGGCUGUAUUUGUUUCUUUGUCUUCAUAUUAAGCGCUACAAAGACAUAUUUAUCAAAUAUACAUUAACAGUUAAAGGCAUUGUGAGGAGUUUUUGACUGCUGACUGGAGCAAACAGGACCUUUAGCAAAGCACUUAGUUUCUCUGUGUAAUGCUGAACCAAAAGAAGACCUAGAUGCAGACUCACAGGCCGGCAAAAUCAAACUCUGACACUAUACGGACAAGACGAACUGGCACAGAGGGGAGGGAAAGCUGGGUUUAAAUGCACCAGGGCAGUGGAGUUAACGAGACACAGGUGAGACUCAUCAGGGUAAUCAGGGGAGCAGGUUACACAAGGAGGAGGAAGUCAAUGCACCUGAAACAAAAGACAAGAGUGAGUAUCAAAAUAAAACAGGAAACACAAGACAAGAAACAUGAGGGAUGAAAUAAAAACAGCUCAACUAAUGAGGAGAUGUGACACUGUUAUAUUUUUCAUCUUAAACCACUGUGAGGGCCAGGUUUUAGCCCAGACAAGAUGGAGAUACAGUCUUUUAAACUAAAUUAGAUUUUUAAACACCCACUGCUUUAAUUUCAUCUAGUCAUUAAAAGACAACAGUUUGAGGUUUUGGUCUAAAAACACGAAUUCUUGGUGUACAGGACAUAUCACUUUGUCCACAGGGUACACCAGAACCAACACCAAACCAGCUGGAUGUGGUUUUAUCAUAGAUGUGCAUCAGGACAAGUUUAAGGAGGAAAAUUAGAAAGCAGCAUGAAGGUUAGGGGAAUUUUUACCUGCAGCAAAUAAGUGAGGAAAUCAACACUGCACAACUCAACUUCCUGAGCCAGUUUUACAGAUUCAUUGCUUGAAAUUUAAGCAACAUUGAAUGUCAUAUCAUUAUAAUAUCAGUCAGGAGAAAAAGCAUAUAUUUGUAAGAGUUUUUAUUAUAUGAGAUAUUUUUUUCGCCGGUUAUUGUCUCAAAUCAAAUCAAAACAAAAUUAAUUUAUAAGGCGCUUUUCCUACAGAGUGUAACUCAAAGUGCUUUACAGUUAAAAACAAAAAACUACCUCUCCCGGUGCCAAGGGCUCCCUCAGAGGAAACACUGGGGGUCCUAAAAAUGAUAAAAGGAUAAAAACAAGUAAAAACUAAAAUAGGAAUAAAACACAGAACUAAAAUAAACCAAGGCAAACUAGAAUGAAUGAAGAUAAAACAAAUAAAUAUCAAUAAAAAGCAAAGCUAAAAAGGCGGGUCUUGAGUCUGCUCUGAAAAACUUGAACGGUCUCUGCAGCCCUGAGCUCCUCUGGCAGGCUGUUCCAUAGUGGAGGGCCAUAAUACUGGAAAGACGCCUCGCCACGAGUGUGUGUCCUGACUGUUGAAAUGACUAGGAGACCGCCGCCAGACAAGCGCAGGGUCCUUGAAGGUUCAUAAGGUAAAAGAUAAGAAGACAUUUAAAAACAAGUAAAAGUACCUUAAACCUCGACUUGAUCAGGUUGUUAAGAAACAUUUAUCAUCAUUAUUUUUAUCAACAAAUUGACACUAAAACACAAAAUGUCAGUUUAGGUAUGCAAACAAAACUGCACACAGUUACAAGUUGAAAAAAAUAAAAGGACACACAUAUGAGUAGAAACCCACAAUUACCCGCUUAGAUUGGCCGUCCAACAAACAGCUAGCCAGGAGCUAGCUAGCCAAACUGCUGCCGGGUUGUUCUCUCUUCCGGUCCAGUAGAGCAGAGAGGCUGUAAAGCAGAGAGGGAAGCUAUGGACUGUGGCUUCUGUCAUGGCUGCCAGGUACCAGUUCACUCUUGCGGGAAGAUGAUAAAGCGGGUGUUCACGGGAGCAUGGCGUACUACACGCCACCAAAUCAGUCCUUGGGCAGAGAGCUGGUGGAGGGGACUACAUGUGGUGUCACAGCUCGAAACCUUCACUCCGGCUCCAAAAACUAAUUAAAGCUCACACGCUUGAUUAUUACAAUCUAAAGAGGAGCAUCUGUGCUCUUCAUGAACACAAUGGGGCUUGUUUGUUUUCACAAAAACACCACCUCUGGCAGAGGAAUGGUCAGAGGAAACAUGAUUGAACCUAACUCUGUUUUUGUGCCUUUUAUUUUUUUAUUUUUUUAGAUGCAAAGAAGCAAAAGAAAGAAGGCAAGAAGCGAGAGCGCACCCAAAUGGACUGA